Molecule: messenger RNA, 87020 nt
Organism: Podarcis lilfordi (Lilford's wall lizard)
Lineage: Eukaryota; Metazoa; Chordata; Lepidosauria; Squamata; Lacertidae
Source: the annotation of a GenBank genome assembly
AGUGAGGCUCGCGGCCGCCAGGGAGAGCCGUUCGGGCGCCGCCUGGAGCCGAGCGAGGCGCGGCUGGCUGGGCGCCUGGCUUUGCGCGCAACUGGUGGCGGGGUCCUCCUUCUCCUCCUGGUCCGGGCGGGGUGGUCACGCCCGGCGGUGGCGGCUCCUGCACAGUGCCGAGGCCGGCCAGGCGAAGUUGGGCAGCGGCGAGAAGGGGCGGCGUUGCUGCUGCUGCUGCUGCUCCCUCUUCCCAGUAUGCCGGCGUCUCCCCAGUUGCCUCGGCGGCGACGGCAAGCGGGCGGCCGGCAGCGGCAGCCGAAGAAGCGCGUGUGAGCGACCGGAGAGCUCCUCUCCACUCACAAGGAUGCUGGGGGGCGAUGCCUGGCGGCAGGGAGGACGAGAUUUGCCAGAAAGCGCUGAAGCUGCUGGUCGAGCUCUGCUCCGACGGGACGGUGGAGAACGACCGCUGCCUCGAGUUCAACUACUACCUGCGGGACAGCGGCAGACCCCGGCCCACAGACUCCGGUAAGCGCCGCGAUCCUGGGUGGUGGGGGGCCGGGAAGGAACUUCAGCGGGACGAGGGGCUUCAGUUCCCUCGUCGGAAAUCUAUAGGCGUCCAUCGCAGGCUGGGUUUGGCGAGGUGGCGCGUCAGUGAUCGCCCGAUCCCAUCCCUCCAUUUUUCAGAAAUCUCCCUCCGCCCUGAUUUUGAGGCGACCAGGACUUUACUCCUAAAUGGACUUUACUCCUAAAUGAGGCCGGGGUUGAUGUUCCCGGUCUGUGCUGCCAGAGAGCACGCCGUCGUCCUGGACGCAGCGCCCAACCCUAGUCACAUUUAGGCGCCAAACCCAUUGGUUUCAAUGGAAUCUUACAUGCUGAUUUGAAUGGAUGCAGAAAUGAAUCCUGUUGGUUUUCACAGAACUUGCUCUUAAGCAUGGCUUUAGGAUCGUGGGUUUGCAUCCUGAUAUUGGACCUGCUCAGAGGGAAGUCCAUGGGAGUUGAGUGAGAGUUGCUCCCAUGUAACACGUGUGUGUGCGUACAGCGUUGCAGACAUGGUCAUGGGGCAGAGUUAAGGUACCAUCUCUGAACUAUUUUUAGAUCCUGUGAAUUUCUAUUGCUGCUGCAAGACCAGCACGUAUGCAGGACUGUCGGAAUAAACACAUCUCCAGAAACCAAAUCAUGGCUGUGGCUCUGGUUGAACUCGGAGUGGGACCUGGGCGGUGUGUUCAAAAGGCAUUGCAUGCUGGGAAGCUCUUAAGCUAUUGAGAUCUUACAGGAAUUGUUUCUUUGCCUUCCUUACAGAAGCACGCGCACGUGCACAACAAUCAAAUAAAAUAUGACAGAACGUUAAAUUGCUCUUCUAUAUCUCCUACGAGUAAUAUAAGCAUUUUGCAAUAUAACACAUCUCUGUACCGUUGGUUUCAUUAUGGAAAUCAACUGGCAGCAUACCUUGUUUUCUUUAAAACAUGUUUCAGGGGUGGGGGCUGAUUGUAUUGGGACUAAAGGAGCAAAGGGAUGCUACCACCGUUUAAUUAGUUGUAAUCCUUUCGCUGGGUAGCGUAGAAGUUGCUGCUUCCUGAGCUAUUUGAAAGCUAGCAGCUAACUUUGGUAAGUUCAUUUGACGAGGAUCAGGAUUUAAGUGAGGUGGGCAUGCUGAAUUGUUAAACUGAUAGGUGCUUCUGUUCUGUCUCAAAAUGAUUACUGAGCUCUGAUCCUGAGUAUACUUGUUUGGAAAUAAGUCCUACUGAAAUCACAGAAGAUUGACUUAUGCAUAAACGCACUUAAGAUGUUGCAGGGUGGAAGGUAGAGGCAGGAUGUUAUACUUUGCAGCAGAUGGGUUUUUACGUUACUGCUUUUCUUAGGAACAAUCCUAAACUAUGUCCCAUGGUAGCAUUUUUUAUUCACUGACAAGCUUUUGAGUCCCCUCCCUCUUGUUUCCUACCAGAGAGACUGCAUACCAGCCUUUUGGGCUGAUUAUGGGAUUUAUGUUGGAUUAUGUCUUUAGUGCAGUGCCUUUGGUUUCUUUUUGAUAAACGUUCUGAUUUAAAUGUUUCUUUCUUAAAGAAGCACCUCCAGCUGCUUUGUUGCUGCUCUACUUUCUGCAAGAAUGUUGACCCAUUCUGUGGCUUCUGUGGCUGCUGAAGAAGAUCAGAGAUCUUCCUGAUACAAAUGUGCACAUGUAUUUCCCAGAUAAAUCACCAAAGGCCUAAGCUAAAUGUGCGUUGCUUCUGUGUGUGAAAUUUUAUCUAGUGCACAUGCAGCUCCCAAGCACAAGUCUUUAGUCCGUAUUGCUCUUCAACCCAUUUGCACUGGAAGCAUAACUGUUCAGAGGGCUAGCAUAGAUCAUGCACCUAACACAAUAUGAUGCACAUGAAGUGCUCUCAUUGUAUAUAAUACCUGCCUCGGCUUUUCUGAUGAUUACUUUACUACUAAGCUGUGAGUAUGGGAAGCUAUGAAGAAGUGCCUCCUUAGUGGCAUUUAUAUUCUUCUGAUACUGGGGGGUUACUAACUACAAAGUUUAUUCUGCUGAACUUAGCGGGACUUCAAGGGGAAAUUUUUUUGGAUCACACUGCUGAAGUCAUCCGAUUUACUUACAAAUGGUGCCCUGCAACAAAAUGUUACAGUGUGCCACAGGUGUUACCAGGGCCUGUAGCUAAGUAGAAUUGGGGGGGGGGGAGGGAGUUAACAUCGAAUACAGGAGUCCCUCCCUGUUGUAACUUGGAACUUGAUUCAUGUAUGUUUUAUUUAUAUUGUUAGUUCUUGGACAUUUAAAGGGGAAUGCAAGUCAGUUGAACUGAUGGAUUUGGCCUGGAAUGAGGUUCCAGAGGGAAAUUUAAGGAGCUGGAUUUUUACUUCAACCUGAGAUGUAUGGGGUAUUUUUGACUGGAAAUCCAGAGCAGCCUCCGUAGCUCUGUCCAGCAAUGUUAAAAGAAGACUACUGUGUCCCUUAAGUCUGCAGUGAGGAUGCAACACUGAACUGCACUGCAUAUUUCUCAAGCCGACCAGCAAUGUGGGAGUAAAGGCAAUGGAUAAUACUGCAGCAGUGCUGUUGAAAACUGCUCACUUAGCUUGAAUCCAACCUUCGAUUGGGGUCUACUCCUGUACAUCACUGCAGAGUUGUUGUAGAUCACUCAGAGCCUAAGCUGCAGUAUUUCACGUGAAGUACGCUGCAGGCCUGUCAUAAACCAUUUCCUCAUCCGCAGCCUUUCCAACUUGCAAUAUGGUGACGAUGAAUUGCAUUUGGGGAAGGUGGGAUGUGGUGGCUACACUGGUGUCCAAUCCUGGUUACAUGGAAACCUUGGAUUUCUCCAUUGGUUUCUUUGGGAAGCUCUCACUUCUUCUGUUCCUAACAACAUUUAAAAAUAGCUUCUCGGUGUGAACCAGCAAAUGAAUUCUCUUUAGACUAUAAGAAGAUUCUCACUACACUUCUCGUAUCUGGGUCUGUUUUUCCUCAUUCCUUUUAGAGGAUGAAGGAGAAAGUGACAAAUAGACUGAAGGACAAUGGAGGGAAAGACCUAAUGAUAUUACUGUGUACCUUCUACUCUCUCCUUUAAUCUUCUUGCCUUGUUUCUCAGCUAGCUGAUCAGCAGUUCUUGAAGCUGAGCAGCCAUGUCCAUUUUCUUUUCUGAUUUUCUGUGGCUAUUGAACAUACUUGUUCUGUGUUGGGCUGUUCUUGGGUUCCCCGCCUGCCCUGGGGGUGCUUUUCUUCUAAACAUUUUUUGUACAUCUGCAAACCUUGAGGUUUCCUUAAGCCUGCUGAUACCUCCUCUUGUGUGUGGAUGCCCCCAUUUUAGCUAAAUAAGAAUUGACACUCCACCUUGAAUCUUGGAAGCAGAGUAAAUAAUUUUCUUUAUGGCGAGUCAGAAGCAAAUUAGGUUCCACUGAUUUUACUGUACAGUUGUGCCCACAGUUUUAUCAUUUGAUGUUGAGUGGCUGCUACAUUAUACAAAUUCUUCACUAUUUUGUAAUCCAUUGGUAUUCAGCUGCUGGGUUGAGAUCCACACUGGGUAGUGGACUGACCUUGGGUGGGUUGCAACAGCAACAUUACCACUGUACAAGUAUAUAGUGUAGAAUUAAAAAUAGGGUCUUUUUGCAUCUUUGGGCUAAAGGUGGAUCCUUGUUCUCAAAAGGUUCAGGACCAUUUGAUUUAGUGAAUAAUGGCCUGUGAGUAUAUAUGCAAAAGUGAUCAAUCCAUGGAGAUGUUUUCUAGAUCACCAGUGCAUGCACACCCAUGCAUUUAUGGCACAUUGACAUCAUUACAAGAACUAACUUUUCUUCAUUUUAACUAAGCUUCCUUGCCUGGUCAUCCAGAAGCAACAGUUAUUUGCCACAAGCAGUCAAUUAAUUGGUUAUUCACAAACCAAGCUUCUUUUGUUGAGCCAUUUCCUGCAUUAAAAUUAAUGUAGAAUAAGUUAAGUGUUAGUAGGGUUUACACAACCUUUAUUUAAAAUAAUAUUAAGCAUUUCAAGAAAGAACACUUAAACAUAAAGUUAAACCUAAGUUGACAGGUGCAAAACAAUUUGAGCAUGGGCUUCACAAGUUAAACUAUAGCUAUUUAGUUUGUACUUGGUGUGAUUGAUAGAAAUCUGUCAAAAGGAAUUCAUAGAAAUACCAUUUCACUUGCUCUUUGUCGUUCUCCUGAGUUCCAAGUGACAUUUCUGAGAUGUCCAGGAUGCUUUUCACUUGGACUGUACUGAAAGGCUUUCUCUGCCAUCCACAGUGCUCUUGUACAUACAGCUUUAGCCAUAUCCUAGUGAGGAUAUUGGUAUUGCUUCAGUCAGCUGCAAUAUAAGUUAGUUGAGUUUUAAAACCGUUGAUAGCUUGUAGUUGCAGGCAAGAGGGUCCCAUCGAUAUUGUAAGGUGGGGUAUAGAUUUUACAAAUGGUUAUUUGAGAACAAAUAAUGAGGUGGUGUCUCACAAGUAGCAUGUGGUUAAUAAUGGCUCCCAGUGCCCGAGCAUGCCCCAUCUGCAACAGAAAAAGGAUGGAGACACAAGUCCACCCACAUUCAUGUGAUUAUGAUUAUAACCUGUUAAUAGUACUGCUAGUUUAAGAGGGAGGAAAGGGUCAAUCCAAUUCCUCUCACCAGCAGAUAUUUCAAUAUCACGAUAUAUCACCAGCUAAACAUUGCGAUAUCUCAGCAUAUCACGGUGUCUGAAAUAAGGUUGGAGCUUAUAAUAAUCUGGGAAAAUAUUUUUUAAAAAAUAAAAAAUCUAAAUUUGAUGCGUAUAAUUAAAUGAAAAUUUACUCAGCGAUAGCAUGCUUAACUAUGCUUAACAUGGAACCAUUCAUUCGGGUCUUGCCCCCUCCAGAGCAGGAGAAAACAUGCUCCUUCCAUCUUCCAUGUGACACCCCCUCAGAUAUUUGAAGGUGGCUACUCUAUCUCCUCUCAAUCUCCUCUUUCCAGGCUAAACAUACCCAGCUCCCUCAACCGUUCCUCACAAGGCUGGGUUCCCAAGACCCAUGAUCAUCUUGGUUGCCCUCCUCUGCACGUGUUCCAGCUUGUUAAUAUCCUUCUUAAAUUGUGGCACCCAGAACUGGACACAGUACUCCAGGUGUGGUCUGACCAAAGAGCUGGUGGCACUGUGGUCUAAACCACAGACCCUAGGGCUUGCCGAUCAGAAGGUGGCGGUUCGAAUCCCCGCGACGGGGUGCGCUCCCGUUGCUCGGUCCCUACUCCUGCCAACCUAGCAGUUUGAAAGCACGUCAAAGUUCAAGUAGAUAAAUAGGUACCGCUCCAGUGGGAAGGUAAAUGGCGUUUCCGUGCACUUCUCUGGUUUCACCAGAAGUGGCUUAGUCAUGCUGGCCACAUGACCUGGAAGCUGUACGCCGGCUCCCUCGGCCAAUAAAGCGAGAUGAGCGCCGCAACCCCAGAGUCGGUCACGACUGGACCUAACAGUCAGGGGUCCCUUUACCUUUAUUUCUGUUGAUGCAGCCUAGAAUAGCAUUAGUUUUUUUGCUGCUGAAUCACACUGUUGACUCAUGUUAAGUCUGUAGUCUACUAAGAUCCUUAGAUCCUUUUCAGAACAGAAGCUGGAGCCAAGCCACACUGAUCUUAAAAUGAAGAACGGAAUCUUCUCCCACAGCACUGAUGAGGAACAAAAAUUCCAAUAAGCAGUUUCUUUUUCUGCUGAUAAGCUCCAUGGAGCUUUAAGGCACACAUUGUGCCUCUUUCUAGGCAGAGUAGAGACCCUGAUACCGUGCUUAGCUGGAUAUCGAGCUAGGUCUCUAUUUUGCCUGGCAAGAGGCAAGGUGUGUGCCUCAAAGCAACGUGAAUCUUAUGGGGAGAAAAGAAACUUUUUUUGCUGAUCAAAAUCUCCCUGCCUCAGCAAGGAAGCCUAUUGCUGUGCUGGGUCUGUCUCUAGCAAGAGGCAUGGGGCUUGCACCUUUCAGAUUGUGCAGGCAGAAAGCAGCUUUUACUGCAAAGUAAAGCCCUUUAGGCAGCUGAGAGGUGGCAGGGGCUUAUGCCUUGCAGAUGGGCAGGCAGGAAACGGCCAUUUACUUUGCAGUAAAGUGCUGCUUCCUGCCUCUCUCGAUAUAUUACAGAGUGAAAAAAUAUGAAACCUUUAUUGCGGUCUGGAGUUCAUACCGAUAAGACACAAAAUAACGAUAUAUCGCCCACCCUAACUUUCCUGUGACAGCCCUUAAGAUAUUUGAAGAUGGCUAUCACAUCUCCUCUCAGUCUCCUCUUCUCCAGGUUAAAUGUACCUGUGUUGACUGUGUUUGAUGCUGUUUGCCUGGCUUAUAUUAUAAUAUUGGGGGUUGUACACGCAGUCCUCAUAGAGUGUGGACUUUCAGCUAAGAGCCCUAUGUACUCAAGACCCCGUUGCAUCUUCCGGUACAGAAAUAUGCACAGGUCCUGUUUGCUGUGGAUGCCAGGGCUUAAUAAAACCAUGUAUAAAUACAACCUUCUUGAGUGGUUCUUGACACAUUGCUUUCCUAAAUAAUGAGAUACACUUCUGUGCUUUCAAAGUAAAAUCUAUGCAUUCAUAUGGCUUUAUAUUUGUUGCUAUACAUGAAGUGAUAUGUACAUGUUUUAGGACUUUGUAUUCAACUCACUUUUCAGUGGUUGAAAUAUCACUGUGUGAAGAACACAUUAAAAGAAAUCCCUGUGCUGUGUGCUUUUCUGGCCAUGAAGUCGAAUGUCUCAUCCUAGUUGGAAAACAAUAUAUUGAGUUUACAAAAAAAAGGAAGGUAGUGUUCUCUGUAGCUCGGCAGAAACCCAUCAAUAGUAGACAGGCCAAAGACAGCUUGAUUUAUUCAGACAAGCCGUCUCAUUGAGUUAGUAGAAGGCAAUUAAUGGGCUCUGAAGAAUGUCUCUUCAGGUUUUCGAGGACUGGAAGAAUGGUGGCAACAGCAUGGAGCCAACUGAGGGAAAAAAUACCUUUCUAAUUAGUAGCUCGACUCCAACAUUAUUAAUAUUUUAGCUUAAUUCAGGUAAAAAUGUUUGCAUUAGGGGAUUUGGUCGUUAUAGGGAAGGUUGCUAAGAAGUAUAUAAGAUGGUUGAUGUUUCAGAUGAAUAAAAUAAAUGAAGAGCAAGCAUUUUUACUACUGUUUUACACACUGCACAUAGUGAGUUCUCAGUUAAAUCAAUACUUCAUUUAAAGCCCAUGGUUUCCUGAGUGAGAAUGAGCCUCCGUACAAGCAAGUGCCCCUGGCUAGGAAUGUGCUUCCAUAUGUAUGGCAGGGUGGAUGCAUGUAUGGAAAACCUGUUUCACUUCCACAUGCCCUUACAGGAUCCUUCACUGUGCAGAAAAUGUGUAUCCAUAUCUUAAUGCAGUGCUUUUUUACCUGGGGGAAUGCAGGGGGACGCAUACCCCUAAACAUUUUGUGAAUCUAAGUUUGGCCUCAUUGAGGGACAGUAUUUCAAUAUGAGCAGGAAAAUGAGAGUACCCGUUAACAUAUUUUUUUUAGCACUGGCUUAAUGUAAAACUAUUUAUUUGAUUUGUUAUAUUUCUUUGAUUAGUGUAUAUAUUUCUCAUUCAGAUGAAUCCCAAUAAAUCCCAAUUGUAAAUCCCAGUUUACAAACAAGGAAUAACAAUAACAUGAUGGAACGUAAUCGAACAUCACAAAUACAGCAUAAAUCAUAUAGCAUAAUUGACAGAUCAUCGGUGAAACAGUUACACUCUAUAAAACACUGUUAACAAAGCGGCACCUAAAAGAAUAAGUCAAACAUCACAAUUAAAGCAAAAGUCAUAUUAUGCGUUUAGCAAAUCAAUACAGCAUUUAUAAUCUAUAAAACAAUACUAACAACAUUAACAAUAUAGCAGCCAAAAAAGAAACAAAGCACUGUUAAGUUCAUACACACACUCUCUGCGCCCCAUGACUCAUAAACUAUCACUCUAUUUAUCUCAUUAAAACACAUCCACAUGAUGCCUGUGGCAGCAACUCCCUUCUGAAGGUUCUUCAGGCUGGAGGUGGGGCAGCACAAGUGAAACCACCCACUUGCUGAUGGCAAACAAGAGUAUCUUUCCCUUCACAGUUCUUCCUCUGGAAACAGCUCCAUUAUGAAGGCUCCCGGGGCUGGAGAAUAGGCAAGGCAGGUAGGAAAAGCCAUUACCUGCUGGCCAACACAGAGUCCUACAGCAUGUGACCCUAGCAGCAAGCAGCACUAUGGCAAUGCACUACUGUUAAGCUGUCAUUUCCCUUGUAAAUAUUGACCAGCUACUGUCUGAAAUAUGAUGAGUACAGAUUCAGCCUAACUGAUCUUGAAGCAUCAGUUUGUUUUUACAGAAAUGAAGAAAUGUAGCACUGUCAUUGAGCUGGUUUCAACAUAUAGUUUAUCAUGAUGGGAAUGAGUUGCACUAAGCCUCAGUCUCAUUUCCCCCCUGCUUCUGAUCACAAGAUCAAAAGCUUUCGUUUCAGAUUAGCCACAGCUUGUCAUUUUGUCCGAACCCAAUAAACUGUAGUUAGUCUAAACUAUGGUUUGUUUGAAAUAAGCCAAUUUUAAAGGUGUUGGCUGGUCAAGGAAAAGUCUCAGGUAAUUUAUCUGAUUUUUUUUACAUUUAUAUCCUCUCUCUUUUUCCGUCAUGGAGCCCAAGGCAGUGUACAUGUGGUUCCCAGGAAGUCUCCCAUAGAUCACAUCCAACCCUGCUUAGCUUCAGCAAGGUGGUAACCUCAUAUGCAGCUUCGCACCAUGCCCUAGGAUGUUGUGUGUUUACCCCUCUAAGGUAAUUGCAUCGGUGCAAGAGCUGUAGUUACAGUAGAAGCUUCUAUCAGCUUUUUAAAUGGUCAAAGUCCAUAGUGCCAUGUCUAAUGUGCCCCUUGUGGAAGAUGAGGGCUGCCUUCCAUGUGGGCAAACUUCUGGAAGUUGCAUGACAGUGCUGGGGGGGCAGAGGCAAAAUGGGUGGAGCAGCAGAUAUGACUGUUACUUUUGCAUGGUAGGCUGCAUUCCAGCCAUGGAAAAGUCAGGUUUCUACACACACACACACACACACACACACACACGCACACUGCCCUCCAUGCAGGCAAGCGAGAGACAUUUUCAAAGAGUACACUUUAGUCAAGCAAAGGUACUCAAGAGAGAGUGGAACAGCAGUUGGUAAGGAGUGUAGCUGUCAGGGACUGGCUGGAUGAGGAAGAGUGGUGGGAGCCAAAAUAUCUGAUGGGAAUUGGACUGCAAAACAUCUGAAUAAUUCCAGGUUGGGGGAAGGUUGCAUAUUCUCUGUUUUUAAGAGCCAAACAUUGCUAUUGCUAUUGCUAUUGCUAUUGCUAUUGCUAUUAUUUACCUGGGUUUUUGGACCUCAAUUUUCUGCAUAUUUUUAGUUGGGGUAGAGUGAAGUUGGAGCUACUCAUUUUGUGUGUGUGUGUGUGUGUUAUAUGGGCAUUUUGUAAAUUGUCCAAGUAGUAACAUUUACAGGAUGCCUAUCUUCCUGCAAGUAUCCUCAACCCCACCUGCCCAACAAAUACCAGGGACAUGGAGCCAGUGCAGGAACAUUGAGUAUGCAAUGGCUGUAUUCAGUGCAGUAACAGCUUCUUAAGUCCCAUCUCCAGAGUGUAGGAGUAACAAGGCACAUAACAACCUGGAGUUAUCCAGAUGUUUUGCACUCCAAUUCCCAUCAAAUAAUUUGGACUACUGUGAGCGUUUUCUCUAGUAAUACUAGGGUAGCACCUGUUAACAUUGGUGGGCAUGCAUGACCUGGACCAAAGGUGUGACCUGAGAUUGUCAGCCAUGAAAAAUGGUUUUUAGCAACUGCUGUGCUCCAUACUCUUCCCCCAGAAUGGGCCUCUUCCUUGAGAAACUAGUAAGGAUCUGACCCUAGGAACUUUCCAUUAAAAAUUCAUAAAGGUCAUAGGAGACUGUGGUGAAGCCCCAGAAUAGGAUGAAAAGAGAGAUCAGGAAAUACUUAUGCAGAUAAGGAUGAUAAAUAGAAAGGCCAGACCAUUAAUCAUGCUGAAUUUCAUUAAUGCCACACUGAGUGGAAGAAUGAGACUACCAAAACCAAAUAAAGCUUUCUCUUCCUUAUUUCCAUGCUGGGCUGCAUAUUUUUGAAGCCCAGAAAACAAGCCAGUGGGCCCGCUGCUACUUAUUUAUAUUAAAAACAGCUUCUGACAAAUUACAGUGUAAAUAGAUGCUGUUGGUUUAACAGAGGAUAUAGGAUUUUUGGAGCUUGUGAGCAAAAGGAAUGAAAAGUCACAUUUGAUCAUUUAUUCAAGUUAGGAGCAGAUGCUUAGAUCUAGGAAAUUAAAAACCCCACAAAGUCAAGGAUGUCAGAUAGGCUCUGAAUGAACUGUGUGAGACAUUUUUAUGCCAGUGGAAUCAGGGUCUUGUCAUUAAUAUUUUACUUGUAUAUGUGUGCUCUUAUUUCUGCAUGCAGGGCGGGCGGGGGAAUAACCUAGCAGCAUAAAUUAUCAACAGGAAAACUAAAAGUGAAAACACCCUGUGUAGCAUGUAUUUUGAAUGUUCUCUUGUUUGCACAUCCUCUUACUGUAUGUGUAUCAUAUGUGCACAAAAUACCUAAUUCACUUUUGCUUUGCAUUAUGCUUGAUAAAGCUAGUGGGUGGGGUGUGUUUUGCUUGAUCUUGUCAUAGAGCAGAAUAUUUCUAGUAGAGAAGCCUAGCCAUAUAAGUGGGGAAGAAGCUUAUUCCUGUGCAACAUGUGACCUGGUCCUGACUUGAGGCAUAUAUUGCAAUUCGGAUGACACUACAGUGGUACCUCGGGUUACAUACGCUUCAGGUUACAGACUCCACUAACCCAGAAAUAGUGCUUCAGGUUAAGUACUUUGCUUCAGGAUGAGAACAGAAAUUGUGCUCCGGCGGCGCAGCAGCAGCAGCAGGAGGCCCCAUUAGCUAAAGUGGUGCUUCAGGUUAAGAACAGUUUCAGGUUAAGUACAGACCUCCAGAACGAAUUAAGUACUUAACCCGAGGUACCACUGUAGUUGCUCUGGGGCUGUCCACUGUGUUAGUACCAUUAUGUAACUCUAGGGCGUUCACAUUUAAAUUUCAGUAAACUAGCACUCCAUAUUCUGGAACAGGCGAAGAACUAGGGUGGAAUCCAGUGGAUCAUGGUUGCUGAGACCGGGAAUGUGGGUCAAUAGUGAAAAGAAAAGAAAGGAAAAGAAAGAAGAAAAGAGAAGAGAAGAGAAGAGAAAAGCUUAGUUCAGCUGGGUCUGAAAUUUACUGACUUAUCAGAGCCAGAUAUUGGUGACUUACAAAGACAGUUUUACUGUCAGGACCAUUAAAAUAAUGAAUGUUAGGCAUCCAUUGAUUUUGUGAUAUUUAUGAAUAAGAGACUGGAUUUUUCAAGCAGGGCUUAAGUAAGGAUAACCAAGUCUAUGCAACCUUACACUCCCAUGCCUCCCUUUGGGCAAUCUGAGGGAUUGCAGCUGCUGCCCCUGCCCUCUUUAGUUAGUGACUUUCCAAGAAAGGAUGAGGGAUCACACUUUAGAUCGCCUCCUUUUAAUGUGGCAGGUUGCAAGCACUUUGCCACUUUAGAAAGAAAAUUGUGCUGGGGUGGGGCAUGUAAUUGCCUAGGCCACAGGGAUCUAAUUUGGCCCACAAGUCCAUUCUCUGCAAAGCACAUCCAUUGGCCCCAUGUGACCUGUGGGGCAGGUCAAGAUGUAGCUGCAGGGGAACAAUUGGGAAUUGAAAGGGCACUCCCAGUUGUUCCUUAGCAAGUGGGAAUCACUGAUAGUGCCUAUCAGCUGAUCGGCACCACCAUUGAGCCCAUUUGAAGUUGUCCAUUUGCAGGUUUGGUUUGAAUUCAGUCUGCACAAGCAAACAGGCAUCCUUCACCUGCAGCUUUGCAGUCAGCUAGAUUGACACUGGAAUCAUGCAGCACAAUGUAGUUGCAAAGAGCUUGCAAGACGCCACUUUAAAGGAGGCAGCCUGUGCCACUUAGGACCCUCACCUCAAUUUUCAAGAGGUUUGGCAGCUCAGAGGGGCAUUAUGUUCCUAAUUAAAAUCACCAGUCCAAGAGGAAUUGCUCUCAAUAUAAUAUAAUAUUUUCCCUCUGUGAUGUUACCUCACCCUCCAUGCCUGGCUGAGAUGAAAAAGAGAUUAGAGGAAUUAAAUAAUGCUGCAACAGCAUAGGGAAAUAAUGGCUGUAAACAGUGCUGGAGUAAAAAGGAUUUAGGAAAAUGUUUGGGGAAUAAAUGCCCACAAUGCCCUGAAAUUGUUCCCUUGCAAACAUUUGGUGCAGCCUAUUUCACUUCCUUCAUAGGCCUUUGUUUAAUGUGAAGAAUCAUUAACUGGGGUUAAAUCCUUAGAAAAUGUGAAGCUGAAAUAAGCUAAAAGAAAUAACCUUUUCUUUUAAAAGAUGCCUUAAUUUUUAAAGAAGGAAAAUAUAUAAUAUUUUAUGCUUGAAUAACUCAAAAGUGAUUCAACUGAUUUUGGUCAAACAUUUUCAUAACGGCAUGAGCUCUUAAAGAUUAAUUUAAGCAUGACAAAUUUCAGCCGAAGGGGAAGAACAUUUAUAAAGUCGAGAUAGCGUGGAAUUGUGGGUUUAUAGGUGGAGUAACUCUUUCAAGCUGAGGCUUAGGAUGUGGUAAGUUAGCUAUGAUGGGACUGAAUUAGGGGACACUUACCAACAUUUUGACGCCUCUGUCAAAGUGCAAAUGAACUCCAUAAAUGACACAGACAUCCUGGUUUGGUAGCAUUUUAUCUGUGUUGUGCACAGUUAUAAAGAAUUCAAUGAAGUGCAGGAUGGCAGCAACUGAGCAUUCUGGCAAAGCUUGCAAAUGAGCCGGUAGCUCUAAAAUACCAUAGUUUUCCCAUCCCUGUGUUUAUGUAGGGCAUGGGUAGGCAAACUAAGGCCCAGGGGCCGGAUCCGGCCCAAUCGCCUUCUAAAUCCGGCCUGCAGGCGGUCUGUGGAAUAAGCUUGUUUUCACACGAGUAGAAUUUGUCCUUUUAUUUAAAAUGCAUCUCUGGGUUAUUUGUGGGGCAUAGGAAUUUGUUCAUUUCCCCCCCCCCCAAAAAAAAUAUAGUCCGGCCCCCCACAAGGUCUGAGGGACAGUGGACUGGCCCCCUGCUGAAAAGGUUUAAAGGUAAAGGGACCCCUGACCAUUAGGUCCAGUCGUGACCAACUCUGGGGUUGCGGCGCUCAUCUCGCUUUAUUGGCCGAGGGAGCCGGCGUACAGCUUCCGGGUCAUGUGGCCAGCAUGACUAAGCCGCUUCUGGCGAACCAGAGCAGUGCAUGGAAACACUGUUCACCUUCCCGCCGGACGGUACCUAUUUAUCUACUUGCACUUUGACGUGCUUUCGAACUGCUAGGUUGGCAGGAGCAAGGACCGAGCAACUGGAGCUCACCCCAUCGCGGGGAUUCAAACCGCCAACCUUCUGAUCGGCAAGUCCUAGGCUCUGGUUUAGCCCUGACCCCUAAUGUAGGGCAUCAUCACUGAUCCCAAAGGGCUACACAGAUUGUAUAAAACUCUCCUCUCCAACCUGUUCCACUUAAUACUCCAUGACGUGCUUGUCCUUCCUUCACUUUAAUCUGAAGCUUUCAUUAAUGACGUUGUGGUCAGACUCAAAUGAAAAUAAAUGGGGGGGGGCGGACGAAACACUGUACACUGAAAAUAUAUAGGAUCUAAGCUGAUGCAGCAGUGAAGGUGUUAAAAUAUUUUCAAAAUAUGCAUUUCUGGAAGAUUUGAGUUGAAAGGAAGUGACCCAUUAUACAUAUAGAAACUAAUGGGGGAGAUCAUUAAAGACCCCAAAUACUAUAGCUGUACCCCCUAUGCUAUAAAACAUUUAAUACAGUUUUAUUGUUUAACAUUGGUAAAUUGGAAUGAUUUUGUCAAAUAUAUCUCACUGGUCUUUUUAAAACUAUAAUUAAAUUGGGACAUUUUUGACCCAGAUGUUGCAUUAAUCAGUGCUUUUUUCUGGAGGUAUUCAAGCAGUACCAGUACUUUUUUUCUAGAAAAAAAACCACUGGCAUUAAUAAUAUGUAUUUUACAAGGGAAGGAGGGUUUAAAGCAUGCCCCCAAACAUGGUUCCAUCAUCCUUUUUUUUUUUUUUAGGCACUUAAAAGAGAUAUGUUCAACUUGUCUUUAACAUUGUUCUUGAAUUAAUUGGCUACAGUGAACAUUAACAGUAAAGGGACAGGCUCUUAACCUAAUUAGUGUCAGUGGCUAAUGUUUAAGUACUCGGGUUGCAAGGCAGAAAAAGCAGUAAAUGCCAAAUAUCUUUGGAGACACUGGCUAAAAGAUAUCUGUUAAUGGGGUCUUCCGGCUUCCUGCAAGCAAGGUUGGGUCCUUCUAAUUACUGUUUUACAUAACUGUGACAAUGUGGAUUUUAAUGGUAUUUGUGGCUUCUACCAGCAGGCUCAUAACUUUCGAACAAUACCAUUUAACUGAGAAAUGGGAAAAGCUUUGUCCUGAUACUUGGGAGGAACUCUGUUUGUUUGUUUGUUUGUUUGUUUGUUUGUUUGUGUGAUGUCUUUUUACUUCUCUUCUGCAAUUCUGUUUUAAAAAACUAAAUCAUGUGGCAGCUCUGCUAUGCCCUUACAGACCUGUCAGUCUGCCUCUGUUCCCCUCAUCUGUCCUAUGGAAGGUGGUAACAAGAGCCUAGUUUACAGGUAAUGCAAGAGCUUUAAGCAUUUAGGGGGGGAUGUCAUUUGAAAAGGAAUUGCUUCCGUAAUUAAAAUGGAUGCCUAGGAUGGGUGAAAGGGCUACCACUUCAAGGUCGAACCCAUAACAGGGCAAUACAGUACCCCCCUCUCACCCACAGUCCUCCUUAUGUGAUCAUGUGAGUAGCAGGAAAGGAGGAUGGAGCUGGUAUUCAGGGAUUGUUCUGGAUCCGCAUACCCUCCAAUAUUCUGCAGAUGAAAUUAGGGAGAUUUCUCACUGCCCCUCCCCCCAACUGAACCUCAUUUGUGUCUCCCCCACAAGCAUUUCCUAACAGAAGAAGGGCAAGUGCCACCACAACUACAACAACAGGACACAACAUACACACCUUCUACUGUCCUGAGAAAACUCCUUCAUCCCAAUUUUAUGUUACAGUGGUACAUCAGGUUACAUACGCUUCAGGAUACAUACGCUUCAGGUUACAAACUCCGCUAAACCAGAAAUAGUGCUUCAGGUUAAGAACUUUGCUUCAGGAUGAGAACAGAAAUUGUGCUCCGGCAGCGUGGCAGCAGCAGGAGGCCCCAUUAGCUAAAGUGGGGCUUCAGGUUAAGAACAAUUUCCGGUUAAGAACGGACCUCCGGAAUGAAUUAAGUACUUAACCCGAGGUACCACUGUAUUCUUUGCUAGAUUUACAAAAAGAAAAACACACACCAAUAAAUACAUUUUAGAAAGAGGCAAGAUUAGAUGUGGGCGCACAAAGCACUUAAUAAGCGCUCCACUCCCCCUUUCUUUCCACCCAGGGCAGCCCUGCCCUCUGCCUGCCCCUCAGAGCUGGCGCCUCACUAGGGGCCGGGCCUCGGUGGCCACAGCCUCUCAUCCUCCUCGCCUUCUCUUCAGCAGCCACUGCGAGCUGCCGAAGGAGGAGGCUGGUAGUGGCAACCAUGGAGAGGCCACGGAGAGGCAAUGGGGUGCUCCUUUACAGCCACAGCCGCUGGCAUCGCUUGGGACAAGUGCCAACUCAUUCUCCUCCCCAAGCUCAACAGCAGUUGCACUGGCAGGGAAAAUGGGGACAUUCGGGGAUCAAAUCAGCAGCCAUGUUUAGGGAACUUUUUUAUGUCUGAUGUUUUAUUGUUUUUUAAAUAUUAUUAUUAUUAUCAUUAAUUCUGUUGGGAGCCACCCAGAGUGGCUGGGAAAACCCAGCCAGCUGGGUGGGGUAUAAAUAAUAAACUAUUGUAUUAUUAUUAUUAUUAUUAUUAUUUUCAUAAUUCCAGGACAGUCCCUGGAAAAUCGGGACAUUUGGAGGGUAUGGAUCCCUCUCUAAGUUGGCCAGAAGACAAGCCUGAGGCUGAUUUUUUACUACCGUUUCCUGAAGAAUAAGAAUAAGAAUUGUAUACCUCCCUUCACCUGUAAAUCUCAGAGCGGUUCACCACAUAAAAAUACAAUAUAUAUAUAUAUAAAAUACAUAGUAAAAACAAGAAUUAAAACAAAAUGAAUGAAGGUCAUGAUUUUACCUACCUUCCACCUGACAUCACAUAUGAUGAUGGAAAGGGGCAAGUGGGUGGGGAAAACCCAAAUGAAUUAGGCCCGCGGAGUGGAUAUUCCUGAGCUCUGGGCUAGAUGGACUAAUAGUCUGAAUUGGUAUAAGGCAACUUCCUAUAUUCCUAUAGGUUGCUAUGUAUUAAGUUUCCAAGAGGCAAAAAAUAUUAUUUGCAUGCCUAUAUUUCAUUCGCAGGUGAAUCACCUUUGCCUUGACCAAGAGUGGAUUUCAACGUAGCCCUAAACGGGGUCCGCACUGCCCUUCGAUCACAGCAUGUUGAAUCAGACCCUGUUGCAAAGCACAACUUUAAUGUUCUCCCGCAGCCUCAGUACCCAGUCUGUAAAAUGGAAUUUCAGCAACUGCUAUUGGAGCAUUUGCCAGCACUGUUGUAAGAACAGGCAAAGAAGAUUUACAAGCACUUUGCGCAUUUAUAUUACACAGGUGCUUAUGUAUUAGGUGAAAUCUGCUGCGGUUAAAUUACUGACCCUCCAUAAGGGGAAAGGGGCGUGAUACUGCCAGAGUCUCUCCCAAGUCCUGCCCUGCCCCUGCUGUUCCCACCUGCCUUUUUUAUGCCAUCUGCAGAAUAAAAGGCAACAUGUUGCACAAGCCUGUGGUUCCUUUGAAAACAUUUGACUCCAGAGGAGGACAUCUGGGAUAAAUGAAUUGUAAAUGCUGUCAUUAAUUAUUCAUCUUAAAAACCAAAGAAAAUGUCACAAGAAAAUAAUAAUAGGAGUCAAACUGCAGGUCACAGUUGUUUUCAGUAUUUCUGUAGGCAUGUUUGACUCCGGUUAGGCAUUAGAGUAUCAAAUCAAUCAAUUUAUUUUUUACCCAGUAUAAACUGAAACCACCAAAACAAAAGAAACCCAAAUUAAAUAGAUCUCAGAUUUAUAAUUUUCUGAUCCAACCAGUUCAGUAAAGCUGCUCACCUUCUGUUUCAUCUUUUUAAGAGAGAUGUCGGGGAGAAAUGCCAGCCUUUAAGCCUAACCCAUUGAAGUUAUGAUUUUUAUCUUUGGGUGAGAUCCUGUACUUACUUACCUGGAAUCCACCCCACUGAAGCAGCAGUGACACUCAGAAACUGGGAGAGCAAUGCAGCCCCACCCAUGCCACCCCACCAGUCACUACUAACUAUAGCAAUGGUACACCCCCCCCCAAACCUUUUAAAAGCAAAGGUUUUUGUGCUUUGGGAGCGAUGUGUUAGUCUGUAAUACAGGCACUCCUGAAAAAUAAUUUCAUGUGGCUUGAACACAUCAGAGGAUCGCCCUCUGCCUUCUCUAAUGGUUCCCAAUCUAGACCUCUUUGCACACGGGAAUAGGCUGUUGGUUUGCUUCUGUAUCUGAGGAUUUUCACUUGUGAAAAUAUGAUGAUCUCUCUCAUCUUUGGCUUGGUCUGAAACAUUUUCCUUCAGCUGACAGUGCUGGAGCAGAGUAUAUUAUUUAGGGAGUCUCAGGGUGUACGUAUGUACUAGCAAAACGGUGGCAUUCGCCACCAAAGCAAGUAAAUCAUGUUUCUCAUCUCAGUGGUUUAUGCUUAGUGGUGAAGAGGGCCUAUACUAAGACCAACUUUGAGAAAACAGGACCUAUACGCUCCAAUUGUGACUACAGACAGAUCUCUGGUUUAAAAUGUGAGCUGUUUUGUGAAUAAACAUUUUUUCUUUUACUGUUUAUGUGUUAAAAGUAUAAUAGCAACAUAGGUAUCAGUGAAGAUAUAUACACUACAUCUUUAACAUUUGUUUUGAAAGACUGACAAAUUAUUCUGUGCAAGCAAACAUAGUAGAAAAUUGAAUUGUGUGUUGGGCUUUCCUUCUGGUGUUUUUGGCUACUUACGAUCUUCUACUCUUCUCCUGUGACCUCAUGAAGAGGACACCCACACAUUGUAAUAAUUGCUGUUUUUACCCCCAUUUUAUAAUGCUGUUAUGCUGUUUUAUUGUUUCAGUUAUGGUGUUCCAUUGUUUCUUUGUUAUUUCAUGCAUACCCUUAGAGACUUUUAAAUAUUAAGUGAAAUGUUUUGAAAUCUAUAAAUAGAAAAUAAAUUGGGGUGGGAAGAAGCUUCAUUUUGUUAAACUGGUGAUUUGUGGAAAGCUGCAUUCAGUAAAAUCUGUGAUACCCAAAUGCUAGUGAGGAUGAAAACGGGCCAAUGCAUCUUUCGUUGCUAUAUUUCCAAAGGGAAUAUAUAUUUAUCAUUUCCUGCUGAUCCUGGAAAGUCUUUUAGUACUUGAAUCAUCUCAGUUAUGGCCCUUCUAUAGUCCAAUUGACUCCUGCUUCAACUUUGUUUUUUUGUAAAGCCCCCUUUCCCACUCCUUCCAAUCAGAGAUCUGUUUUAUUAGCCUGUUUUGUGCUUGCUUAGUACGAAGCUGUAUUUUAAAACUUUCUGUAUUGUGGAUUUCAGCUGCAUUUUUUUGCAUUAGUUUAAGCUGUUUCACAGCUUUAUUUGUUGGGGGGAAACAAAGAGAUUAUUUCAGUUUAAAGCUGUAUUUUGCUUUUGAUGUGCAUCUUGUGACAUGUCUGUUUUCAAAUUGAUAGAAAAACAAAUGAGUGAAUCUACAUGACUGCUGCCUUAAUUCACUUGGUUUUUGCUAUGGGUUUUUGUUUUACUUUGGCUUACUCCCACCCACCCCCAAAAUGUUUUCCCAACUACAUAAUUUAUUUUCAGAUAUAUUAUUACCUCUGUGAAGGAAAUAUUGGAAGUUUAUUUUGUUGUUCUUAUAUCUCCAGCAAAUAAAGUAAAAAGAAAAGUGAGAUACUCUUGCAUAACAGUUAGUACUUUAUAUACUUAAUAUUGCUACCACACUGAAACUAUUGGAUUGAUCGUGAUGAUGGUUAGCAGUCUUGGCACAUAGCCAUGAUAUGCCCAUUGGUCAGUUUUGCUUUCUUCUCUAACUUACAAAACUAGAAUUCAUAGAAAACAAUACAUAGGGACAUGGCUGUGGUGUAUUGCUCAAUGUUGGAUUAGGUCUAUUGCCAGAUUUUAGGAAUUUUGAAGAAUAAAUAAAGAUAAAUAAAUAAAGAUUAAGAAAUAAAGAAAUAUUUGUUGCUUGAUUUACUGGUCUAUUAAAGAAGAAAAAAGUUCCUCACUUUUAGAGGACACCUGGUUUAUUUCCACUUAUUUAUUAAAUUUAUAUCCUACCCUUCCUGCAAAAGGAACAGCAGGUACCGCACUAGAAGCAUUUACUUAUGUGCAAGUAUAAAGGGAGAAUGACUUUUCUAAGAUGGAGCCUGUCCUCUACAGGCUUCAUAUGCUGUUGUAUUUUAAACAGCUCAGCAAAUCUACCAGUCAGUUAAUCGGGGCACCUUUUUAGUCAAUGAAUUUAAUCUGUUAAUGUAGCAAAUUAACUCACUCAAUGUUGUCAUGCUAUUUAAGUGCUCUUUUCCUCAGUUCUGUUCCCUGCUUGUGGGCAAACACAACACCAUGUAACUUUCCUGUAUCCUCCUGACCAACAUUUGCCCCAAGCCAGACCAUUGUGUGUCUUUGGAUGGAGCUGCCAUAUUGAGGAUUUCCCGUUUUCUUAUGCGGAGAAGGAAACUCUGAGCACACACAACAUGUGCAUGGAGUUGCUUCCUCCAAAGUGAAGAAUAGGAAAUUUCUUGUGGACAGGACAGUCCUAUAUACAUAGCCUGGACACCUGAAGCAAAUUGUUCCAUAUAUCUUAUCUCCAUUGUCCCAAGAGUAACUCGUGUGUGUGUGUGUGUGUAAAUCUUUAGAUCUUUAAAUUAAGAUUUCAAAAGACAGAAUUAAAUGCUUUGUCUGUCAUGCUUUAUAACUGCUAAUUAAAGGUGGUAGCGAAGUAACAUGCCAUCCAGCCUUCAAAGCUCUUGUCUUAGCACAAGCCUUCUUGUUUUCUUGUAUGCAUUUCUUGUUUGUUCAUUUGAUAUUAUCCAUUCUUUUCUUCUCGUAUCACUUUAGGGAUUAAAAAGAGUGGAAAUGAGUCAUCUCAAUAUUUCCGCAGCCUCAUUUUCACUCUUUUCUUUUCAUUGUGCCUUUUUUCUUUCUUUCUCUGACCUUCUCCCACGUAAUUAAUACUAAUUAAUUAAUUAAUUAAUGUCUGGAAGUGCAGCUUAGUAUACCAGGCAUCAAAUAGAGCUAAACAGAUAAGAGUUUGUACCAGAAAGGGCAUGUGGGAAAGACAGCAGAGGAAAUGGUAUAUUCCAUUGGACCAGCUUGGGGAUUUAAAAGCGAGACAAGUUUCAAAAAAUGGGAUUCAGAAAUCCAUGGCCAGGGGUGAUGGGGCUCAAGAGGGAGGCAUAGCCAUUUCUAUAACUGUUGCUUGUGCAAGACUAAAGGUGAGACCCAGUGGGUCCUGCACUAGCCCUGAGCCCUGUGUCAAAAUGCUCCAUUUCAGGGUUUUCCACAGGCUGGUACCUGUGGCAUCACUGCCGACACUACCUUCAGCCUACUAGUUUGGCAGGCAUGAUAGGGCUCACCUUUUUGGUGGGACUUCCCUGCCAAUGGCAGAGUUCUUCCAAUGGUGAUGGCCAGGAUGGGGGACACUUCCACUCCAUUCAACUCCUCCCUCCACAUCGAGGGUUUGGAUUACCCUGUUAUUUAUUUUAUUUAGAGCCUCUCUAGUCCACUCUUCAUUAAAAAUAAUCCCAGCAUAGGGUACAAUGUGCAAAACAAAUACUUAAUGAAAAAGCAGAUUUCACAAAAUCAGUAUGAUAUUAAAGCUUAUCAUUGCAAACCACAAAUCAACAAGUCAGGGCAAGCUGCUGAACUUCAGAACUAGUUCAGCUAAAUACUGAUAGGGGUGUGUGUGUGUGUGUUUUUAAUUGGCACCCAAAAGUCUCAUGGGUUGGUGCCAGUCAAAUCUGUGAGAGGUGGGCAUAACACAAUAGGUUACAUCACUCUAUCCAUCCUUGUACUUUCUAUUAUUUUAUAUAGACGAACUCUGUCUCACAUAUACAGUCACAAGCUGUGAGUCCUAAUUUGGAUCAGAAUCUCCACAUCACCUCCACUUCAUUGAAAAGGUGAGAGAAAUCCAUUCUUUCACCACCCUCACUGUGUAUGACAGGUUUACUAAGGGGUGCUAUGGAGUGAUUAAUUAGUGUUAAGUUAACUCAAGUGUGAACUCUUAAGAAGUGGCUAUAAUACACGUACAGCAAACAUGAUGAAACACAUUUAACAAUAGUACUAAGCAUUCAUACUGCAUUUUAGAAGAGCUUUAAUGUUUUUGGUGAUUCCUAAAAAUAUUCUUGUUCAGACGAGCCUAUACAGAUGCUUAGAAAGUUGAGGUAAUUUUAAUCGGCUUUAGUACUUUAACUUUUGUACGUUUUAAAGUAGGGUUGUAAUUUUUUUGUUUGUUUUAUUGUCUUGUCUUUUUGUAAACCACUUUGAGGUUUCUUACAAUCAAGCAAUGUAUAAAUUGUGUGAAAUAAAUUAAGGAAGGAAGACUUAUGGUUUCCAAAAAGGGUAAUUUUUCCUAAAGUUGUGACCAAUUUUCAGGGCACAUUCUGAUUAAGAGACACACCCAAGGUAUUUUUUUGAGGGAAACUAAAACUUGUGAUAAAACUUGUGAACUUUUUCCAGAGGAAUUGGAUCUGCAUAUCUUUUCCAAACUUGGAAAUUAGUGUAGCUGUCUUCUAUCAGAAGCUUUUAUUGUGUCCAUUUCGGUAGAGGCUUCCCAUACAGUUUUCCCUUUCUCUGGGUUCAGACAGCUGCCCAUUCGCACCACCUUCGUUUUCAGGCUUAAAUUAAUAAAUGUGAGCCAUAAUGAUCUGCGGCCUUAAAAACCCCUCAUUGCCUUCUCCUCCUCCAGUUAGUUGUUCAUAUGAGGUACUGACAUAUCAUACCUGGUUGAACAGCUGACUGGCCUUGCGGGUGUGGAGGAACUUAUGAAGAGCUAAUAAUAAAGACCCAUCUGACCAGCACUGCUAUGGGGAAAAUUUGCCUUCCUCCCAUUAAAAACUACUGCCUUCUCCUUUCAUUGUAGUCUCCCCUGACCUGCAACUCCUGUUGUUUCUUCUUUUGCUGACAAGCUGCCACUGUGAGCAGAGAUCGUGAACAUUUAACUCAUGACCGUAUAUAAAAAGUUAUUUCCUAUUGGUACCCAUAAAUUAAUUCCUUCUGAACUGCCAACUGAAAAAAUACUCAUAACAUCUACUUCUGGCAUGCCAGAUGUUUUUAAGAGCUAUAGCCAGCCCUGACUUUCACAGAUUUUUUACAGGUAGAAAUCAUUAGCUCUUGGUUUAGAUGUUACAUUGCUCCCACUAAUGCUAGUUGAUGCCAGUAAUAGAACAACUAAAAGCUGCAACUGAAAGAACAACAAUCAUAAAAGACACCAUACCUCUUUGUUUGUAAACUGUUACAGUUGUGGUGUUUCUGGUGACAAAACUCUGUAACAAAGAGGGAUUCGCCUUUUUGGACUGAGGCUGUCAGUAUUAAUGUCCUGGAUUCUUAAAAACUGAAAAAACAGGAUGGGAUUCACCCAGUGAACCUCAUCCGUGGAAACCUUGCUUGCGCAGUGGGGAUUUCCUCCCUCUCCUUCCCCCUUCCAUGUCCCCAUACACCUGAAAUUGGCCCUGGGGGUGGGUUUGGGAGCACCCCCAAGAAACAGGGCAAGCUUUCUGUUUGGCAAGCUGAAAUGCUUGCACAGGAUUGAAUUCCACCCUUAGCUUUCUUGAGUUCUGGCACCUAUUACUGCAGAAAGUUUCUCUGAGGAGUUUGCUGAGUCAUGCUUAAAAGUCAAAUAAUUGGACGGCAGUGACACAUCUUGUUUAGAAGAAGAGGAAGUAUGAAAAAGCACUUUUGAAUUAUAAAGUGUUAAUGCAUUCCUAAUUGCACUAGAGUUCUUCUUAAGAUGCCCUGUGAAUCAGAUUUUCCCUGUUAUUACAGCAGGGUAGUACAUUUGGUGAGCUUGAAAAGAGAAUGUAUAACUGGUGCAGGUUUUCCCAAAACAAGACCUGACUAAAUAAGAGGGUGGGUACAAAAGCAGCCACAGAUUCAGGGAGAAAACUGAAGCUCCUCCUUAAUGUUUUUUUGAAAGUAUGGAAUUAUAGAUGAGUUUUCAUAAAAAAAUUGUUUAGUGAAGUGUUGAAAGAUGCUUUGAAUUGCUCCGACCUCCAGCCAUCAUCUUCCUUCUGUUGGCCUCUUGAGUAAAAGCGAAUGUGGUCAUUCCUGUUGCUUCUAACACUUUAUAGCUUAUGCAUUUGGUUAAGUCUCUGGACCAAAGUAGAUGAGAUGUUUAGAGAUUCUGAAUGGAAACACGCUCUUCCCCCCAGCAUCACUCGCUUGGUCCCGUUGGGAGCCCUUUGAAUCUGCUUUAAAUUAAAAGAUGGGGAGACCUGCUCUGAAUUGAUAGUAAACCUUUUCAACCCCCCACUGAUAAAUUUUGAGUGUGAAGGAAGCAGCCAUUGGUUAUGCAUGGUAUGUGCCCAUCCAACCUCACCUGUUCACAGUCUCAUUAAAUUGGAGUAUUUCAGGAUUUAGAUAGCCUGCAAUUCUAUCAGUGCACUCCCAUUAGCACUUUGUAUUGUUGUGUAUGUAACAUUACCCCAGUAUAGCUAUGGAAAUACCCUAUUUUAAGCUGCCUAUGUGGUACAGCUUUUAAGAUUCAUCUAUUACUUCCAUUGAGUGCAAUAGGGCCACAUGAGCUUACAUUCUAGCAUUUCAUUCAGAUCUGUGUAUAAUACCUAGUCCACUUGCCCAUGCUCUUCCUUUCAUCCUCAGAAGCGUGUCUUCAGCUACUGUAGCAAAUCUGUCCGCCCCUCCUGUGAAUCAGUGGGAGGCAGAAGAAUAGAGUCACAUGGCAAUUUUCAACAUUGAAACACUUAUCUGUGGCAUGUCAGCUGUCACAUGGUUUGCCCUUUGCUAGCAGAAGCCAACAGGUGCUUCAAAUACCUGUGAAGCACUGGAGAAUGAAUGGGUCAUAAUGUAGAUUUAAUUGCAGUUGCAGCCCUUUUCUUGUUGCUGCUGAAAAGCCGCAGGCCAAGGACUGUGGGCCAAAUUGUUCAUUUGCAAUGCAGACAUUCAUAUUAAUCCAGGCAAGGCAAUAUGAGGGGGUGCUGCUUCAAAAAGUGUUAGAAGGAUUUCUGAACAUCUCCUGCCCUAUGUAAACAAAGUAUGAAAAUACAAGGUGAUCAGUAAUGCUGUUGACAAUUCCCAAGGAGGCCAGCAGCAUUUACUUUAAGUACCAGUAUACAUCAAGGCAAAAUCAGGAUUAUUUACUAAAUUCUAUCAAGCAGUGCGAACAUGUAGGUAAAUGCUUGAAGUUUUAUUUUCUCUCCUAAAUGGCACCAAUCUUCAUAUGUGACUGUCCCUUGGGAGGUAACUGAAGAAAGGCAACAUUACUUGUGACUGAGCAGGUUCCUUUAUACUCUGGCUUUCUUUAAAAUAUUUUUGAAAUCUUAGAACACAGAGUUCUUCCCAGCUUCCUUCAUACAGAGAGGCAAAGCUAUAUAAUUGUGUUAGGAGUUUUGUUCGCAACAAAUCAAAAAUAAUCAUAGUGCUGCUGCUUUGCAAGACAUUUUUGCUCUCUUAAAUUGCAUUAGCUUGGUAAUUUGUAGAAAUACCUCCUGUACCUGUCCUGCCUGAUUUAUGAUGUGGUUUUAUCCAGUCUCUGGGUUGAACACAGCCUGUAUUUUUAUUCUAUUAGCAUGUACCCACUUACAGCUAAAUAAUUUGUGUUAUUGUUUGUUCAGAUUUUAUUCCUCCUGUGUCCCUCAUACUCAGGGUGCAUUAUGACACAGGCACAACCCCCCACACAGAAGACUACAUUAAUUUAAAUGUUACAGUAAGAUUAAAAACUAUAAAACAAAAAUAGUGUCAUGUAACAUUUAUUAUAUUUAUGAUGAUAAAAUUCUCUAGAUGCCAUACAAAUAACAAGAGAAUAAAGACAUUACAACCAAACUACACUGCAGUGAAAACAGAAUAAAUGUAAGGGAGAAAGUAAGCUGAAAAGCAAUAUCCCAUUCUCCUCAGUCUUGCUCCUACCAUUAUUUUGAAAUACUUAUCGACUGCCUUAUUAUAAAAAGCCUCAAAGCAGUGUAUGCAGUAAAAUUAUUGGUAAAAUAUCAUUGCUCUUUAGGGCUAAGGUGAGCUGCUUUUCAAAUCCAGAAAGAAUGGUGAAGGCUCUCUUGCCUUCUCUCAGGACAAUUUAAGUCUGUGGCUUUUGGUAAUUUCUAAAUUGGCAAGCUAUGGUUUGCAGUUGGAUGGCUCACAGCUUAACUAUGGUUUGAACCUUGCCCACAGUAGGGCAUGCUCAAGACAACGAGGUUAACAUCAAGAGUGGUGUGGUGUGGCAAGAUAGCUGGUCUGUCUGAGGUAGUGAGAUGGGGCUCCUUCCUACUGCUAACAAAUCUUUGCAAUGAUUUGUUGUUUUGAGGAGGGAACUGGCAGGGGAAUAAUAGAAUCAUAGAAUUAUAGAUCUGGAACGGACCGUGAGGGUCACCUAGUCCAACACUCUACAAAGCAGGAAUCUUUCUGCCCCACGUGGGUCUUGAACCUAUGACCCUGAGAUUAUGAAUCUCAUGCGCUACCAACUGAUCUGCCAUUGGGGGUUGUAAUCAUUUCUUGCAUGCACUUCUAAUAUGUUGGUGGAGUUUUGGUUUUUUUAGACUUUGCAAAGGAUAAUUGAUUUGUAGCUGUGGAGAAUCAAAGCCUGAAGAAAAAAUCUUUUAAAAUGUUGUGUUAAUAUAAAAAUAUGAUUUUUAAAAAAGGUAAUAGGUAAAGGUAAAGGGACCGCUGACCGUUAAGUCCAGUCGCGAACGACUCUGGGGUUGCGGCGCUCAUCUCGCUUUAUUGGCCGAGGGAGCCGGUGUACAGCUUCCGCGUCAUGUGGCCAGCAUGACUAAGCCGCCUCUGACGAACCAAAGCAGUGCACGGAAACGCUAUUUACCUUCCUGCCGGAGCGGUACCUAUUUAUCUACUUGCACUUUGAUGUGCUUUUAAACUGCUAGGUUGGCAGGAGCAAGGACCGAACAACGGAACCGCCGACCUUCUGAUCGGCAAGCCCUAGGCUCUGUGGUAUAGACCACAGCGCCACCGGCGUCCCUUUAAAAAGAAAAAAGAAAAAGGUAAUACCUGUAACAACAGUAACAGUGAGAGUGAAAAGAUCAGCUCUAGCUGAAUCCUAACUGCUACUUCACGGGGCCUCUAACUGACAGCUGCUACAAGGCACCUGUUCAAAGAAUUUAGGAUUCAGUAUGACCUGUCAGCUUAUCAAAAAACUCGAAAGGUCAGUGCCAGGUUAGAUUUUGGGGACUGCAGAUUCUUGUAGGGUGGAAUUCAACAUUUCAUUUUUCCAGUAGUUCUGUCUGCACAAGUAGUCAUCCUUGCCAGAUGGGACAAUCCUCCCUUCUCCCCUGAACCCUGUUCUCCACCCAGCCGCCCAAGCCAAUUUCAGAAACACAGAGGGCAGAGACGGAGGGAAAUCCAUGUUGCACAAGCAGGAAGUCCUUCAGCUGACGUGGUUGGUUAGCUGAAUCCCAUCUGUAAUUAGUAUUCAGCCAUUAGCAGAACUGCUACUCCAAUUUUUCACUGAAAGUAACUGUGACAAAGAGGCAAAUAAAGCUUUUGAACACCAACAGGCCCCAUUUCUGAGCUUUAUUGCAUGCCCAGUCACUAUGAGUGGGUAUCAGUGACGCAAGAACAUUGCUUUCCCUAUCGCUGCCUAUUUUGUAGAUUCUCUCUUUUAAGCUAUGAUCACACAGUGCUGUUUACAUUCCCUGUGGGAGCUCCUCUUGCUUAAUUUGCUGCCCUAAAUGGGAAAGCUUUUAUGUAAAGCUUAAUUGGAUGUGUGUUUUAGAAAUGGUACAAGAAGAGGUUAAAUGGAUGUUGCAGGAAAUGCAGGUAAAUUGGCCUGGUUGCUGGCGGUUGUUUUAUCCUGCAACAUUUUUCAAAACCAGCUGUUCCGGAACCAGGAAUGAGGAUCCAUCCCCUUCCACAGCAGAAUAAGGUAGUGUCAAGAGAAUAGCAUUUUCUAUGCAAAAGGUACUUUGAACCUGUUUGAAAAAAAUCCCUUGCACUUGGUUUAAUUUCAGAUUCCUAAUACUGGUGUAUCUUUGCUGGUAACACUGGCCUCUUAGCACAUUUCCCAGCGCUUGAAGGAAACUCCCUUGUGGAUUCUAUCUCUCUCAGUCUCAGUCUCCUUCCUAGGCUGGGUACUUAGCAUUGAUUGCUUUGGCUUUAUAUGGCAUUCUCAGAUUCACAGCCUAAUCAAGUAUUCAUAAAUAUUGGUUUUCUCCAUGAAUUUUACAUUUUGAAUGGGAUCCAGUUUCUGCCAUCUCUUAGGCAAUGAUAUAAUGAAGCCUCCAUGAAUUUGCAAACAUGCAACGUGACAAUUUAGUAUUUUAUAAUGAAGGAUAUAAUGAUCAAGGAUUUUUGUGUUUGCGUUGGACAGAUCAAAUACCAACCUUCAGUUCUGUGAGCUCAAGAGAAUGCAUAGACUACCACCAACAAAAACUGUUCCAUAAAAUAACAUUAAUGAGAAUUUAAUCUCUCUUUGGGGUGGGAGGUUAAGCACAAUAACGCCUUUUAAUAUGAGAAUUUUGGAGGUAGCUGGGGUGGGGGGAGAACCAGCUUUGUUGCUCCAGUGUGGAGUUUUCAAGUAUUGAUUUAUUUUUUCAAAGUAAGCUGUUACAAGCUUUACCCUUGUAAAAUUUAUGGUGCAAGUUUUCAACAUUGUAAACCACUCUGGUGGGGCAUAAGCAAAGAUAUAUUUAUUUAUUAUUCUACCUGUGGUUGUAAUUAGAUUAGAACAAUUCAAGAGUAGCAAUUUGUUGUCUGUCUGCGAAGACGUCCUAAACAAUCCAUUCUGUGCGUUUGAUUGUGUUUGCACUAAACUGUUAUUACUAUGAUUAUGAUUGGGGCUGCUUUGUGCUAGAUUUUAUAUGGAUGUGUGUCUCACUCCCAGCAGGAUCCUUUAAAAUUGUAUACAAGAAAAAUACUUCAUUAUUCUCUCUUCUCCCCACUAACUGGAUACAAGGCAGUGCCUACUGUCAGUCGGUUGAAAAGACACAAUAAGCAUUCUGAUUGGUACAAUUAACUUUUCUCUAUUUUACACAUUGCCGUCACUUGGCUACUGAAUUUGAGACUGUGUAAAAACAUCAGCAUACAUACACAGAGUUCCUAUUGGAACAACUAGUCUGCAAAUAACAAAUAAUUACUAUGCUGUCCUUAUUCUGAAAGUAUGUGUAAUAUCUGCAUUAAGUAAUUGAAAGGUAAUUUGCUUUUUAAGAUGUUAGUUCAAAUGACUGUAAGGAAAGACGAAGGAGUACUAAAGAGCAAGAAAUGUGUGUAAUGUCUCUUGACUCGUAUCUGAAAUAUGGGUGUGUUACUCUAUGCUUUAUUUAGAACGCACAGAUGAUUGACAUGAAUAGCUGUAUCCUUCAUGUUGCCUGUGGCAGCAUUACUGUGAAGAGAUUAAGUAGGCCUUAGGUAAGAAUUGUAAUCUAAUGGAAGAAAGAACUGGAAAAUGACAGGGUGUUUUUUUUUAAAAAAAAGGGGGGGGACCUCCACUAUCAGUUCUCUAGUCUGUACAGUGGUUCCUCGGGUUUUCCUGCUUGGCAGGGGGUUGGACUCGAUGGCCCUUGUGGUCUCUUCCAACUCUAUGAUUCUAUGAUUCUAUGAUUCUAAGUACUUAAUUCGUUCCGGAGGUCCGUUCUUAACCUGAAACUGUUCUUAACCUGAGGCACCACUUUAGCUAAUGGGGCCUCCUGCUGCCGGCGUGCCACCGGAGCACGAUUUCUGUUCUCUUUUUUUAUAUAUAUAAUAAAUUUUAUUAAUUUUCCAUACAGUUAUACAUUUUUAUCCAAAGUACAUCCAAUUGUCUCUUUUUUGAACUUCCUUCAGCGUCUCUGACAAUCAUCCGUAUUUAUAACUUUAGUUACACAUUCCCUUCUUUUGUAUUGCCAUUAUAUUCCCCUUCUCCACUAUUCCAUAUAAACAAUCCUUCUCUAUUUUUACAGUGCCUCUUGAAGUCCCACUAGCGUUGUGUUCAUGCCACAUGUAUUUUUCAGAUAAUCUACGAACUUUCCCCAGUCUUCGAUGAACUUUUGGUCUUUAGUAUAUCUGAUUUUCCCAGUUAAUUUAUCCAAUUCCGCAUAGUCUGUCAAUUUCAGUCUCCAUUCUUCUAUCGUCGGUAUUUCCUCUUGUUUCCAUUUCUGGGCCAACAAGAUUCUGGCUGCCGUUACUGCAUAUUGGAAGAGUUUAUAGUCUUUUCUUCUUAUAUCCUUUCCUACAAUCCCUAAAAGAAAAGCUUCCGGUUUUUUUACAAAGGUGUAUCUUAACAUUUUCUUCAUUUCAUUAUAUAUCAUUUCCCAAAAGCUUUUCACUUUCUUACAUUCCCACCACACAUGAAAAAAAGUCCCUUCUUUUUCUUUACAUUUCCAACAUUUGUUACACAUCUUAUACAUCUUUGCUAACUUUACAGGUGUGAUGUACCAUCUGUAGAACAUUUUCAUAACAUUCUCUUUCAAUGUCAUACAUGAGGUAAAUUUUAUAUUCUCUUUCCACAGUUUUUCCCAUUCAUCAAAUUGAAUAUUGUACCCAAAAUCUUUUGCCCACUGUAUCAUUACCGAUUUAACCUCUUCAUCUUUCGUAUACCAUUCCAACAAUAUCUUAUACAUUUUUGACAGAGUUUUAUAUUCAUUGUUUAUUAUAUCUGUUUGAAAAUUAGAUUCUUUUUCUACAUACCCCUUUUCUUUCAGAUCUUUUUUAAACAUUUCAUUUACUUGAAGAUAAUGCAGCCAAUCAUAUACAUGAUCUUUAACUUGUUCAAAUGGUUUCAAUUUCCAUUUAACUCCUUCUUUAAUUACCAAUUCACCAUAUGUACUCCAUUUACCUCUCAUAUUAAUUUUCUUAACACUCAUUACCUCCAGCGGAGACAACCAAUGUGGGACUUUUGGCUCCAAUAUAUUUUUGUAUCUAUCCCAUACUUCUAUUAAAGAACUCUUGAAGAUGUGGUUUCCAAAGCCCUUAUGUACUUUCUUCUUGUCACACCAUAAAUACGCGUGCCAACCAAAUCUGUUAUCAAAACCUUCGAGAUCUAAUAAUUCCUUGUUUUCUAAUUUUAUCCAUUCUUUUAACCAACAUAGGCAAGCUGCUUCGUAAUAUAAUUUCAAAUCUGGCAGGGCGAAGCCACCUCUUUCUUUUACAUCUGUCAAUAACUUAUUCUUGGCUUCUUCCCCUGCCAGAUAUACCUUGAAAUCACUCUUUGCCAUUCUUUAAAAAUUUCUAUACCCUUUAUAAUGGGUAUAGUCUGAAAUAAAAAUAACAUCUUUGGCAGCACGCUCAUCUUUAUCAUAGAUAUCCUUCCCCAGAAGGAUAGCACGAUUUCUGUUCUCAUCCUGAAGCAAAGUUCUUAACCCGAAGUAAUAUUUCUGGGUUAACAGAGUCUGUAAUCUGAAGCGUAUGUAACCUGAAGCGUAUGUAACCUGAGGUACCACUGUAUUAGUAUAGUCAGUUCUUACUUAGCAUAUAAAAUGGUUGGAGAGCAUAGUGUUCUCUGCAUGAUAUUUUUGGAUAUAAAAUGCAAAGUUUUUUUUCCUGGAAGACUUCCUGUCUACUUAGAUUGUGGGCCCUCGCUGCACUAUACAGUAUAUUUAAAAGAUUGUCAAUCCCUUUUAUCAGUUGUUACUUCCUCCAAAGAAUCCUGGGAAUUGUAGUUUGUUAAGGGUGCGGAUAAUCAUUGGAAGACCUAUGUUGUCCUUACAUAGCUGCAAUUGGUAGAGUUCCCUGGAAGGAUUUAUAAACCACUUAUGAGUUUCCCUCAGACUAGAAUGUUGCUUCCUUGUGACCAUAUAGGAUCAGAGCAGAGCAGCAAGUUAAAAUGGACCCUGUUCCUUGUUUUGCAAUUGACCAGCUUCAUUGUUUUAAUUACCGUACUUCUUUUAACAGCCUGAUUCAAAGUUCCAUGUGUGCUUCCAUAGUCAUUAGGAAAUGUUCUGUCCAUUUUAAUUAUUGUUAGCCAUCUGCAAAACCAGUCUCUAAAAGCAAUAUACUUUUAGAGACAGAUUAAACCUAGGCAUUUCUACUUGGAAGUAAAUCCCAUUGUGUUCAAUAGUGCUUACUCCCUAUGCCUGCUGCCGUUUCCAAGUUGCAGAGUUCUGGAUUAACAUAACUAAGAAUUGCAAAUUAGUGAUGGAUCAGUGUCUUCUUGUUGUAUAGUAAAGGUGCCUAUAGCUGCAAUCCUAUAGACCCACUUGCCUGGAAGAAUCUGACAGAAGUUUAUAACCUAUUCAAUUAUUUUAAGAAUCCUGCAUUGUUUUGUUUUGUUGCAAGGUGAGAAGCAAUAGGGUGCAAUGGGAUAAUAUCAUGCAUUAAUCCUGGCUGAGACCCUACCUGCUCGCAUACUGUCUCGCCAGAGUGGUGCAUGCUCUGGUUAUUUCCCACUUAGACUACUGCAAUGCGCUCUAUGUGGGCUACCUUUGAAGGUGACCUGGAAACUACAACUAAUCCACAAUGUGGCAGCUAGAAUGGUGACUGGGAUUGGCCACCAGAACCAUAUAACACCAGUCCUAAAGGAUCUUCACUGGCUCCCAGUACGUUUCUGAGCACAAUUCAAAUUGUUGGUGCUGACAUUUAAAGUCCUAAAUGACCUCAGUCCUGUAUACCCAUAGGAGCGUCUCCACCCCUAUCACUCAGCCCGGACACUGAGGUCCAGCUCCAAGGGCCUUCUGCUGGUUCCCUCGCUGCGAGAAGUGAAGUUACAGUCAGAGGGCCUUCUCGGUAGUGGCACCCUCCCUGUGGAAUGCCCUCUCUUCAGAUGUCAUAAACAACUAUCUGACUUUUAGAAGACAUCUGAAAGCAACCCUGUUUAGAGACGUUUUUAAGGGUUGAUGUUUUUAGAUAUGUUAUAAGCCUCCCAGAGUGGCUGGGAAAGCCCAGCCAGAUGGGCGGGGUAUAAAUAAUAAAAUUAUUAUUAUUCCGUCACCCUUUUUAGUAGAAAAGAUGCUAUGUGAAUAAAGAAGUCAGAUCAUGAAUAAGUAAUAAAAAGUAUUCCCAUUGCUGUAGUUCAUGGUAACCUAUCAAAUUUUAUAUUCUAGCCCUAGUGAGGAUUAAAGGCUUCUUGCCUUUUUCAUGCAAAAGUGGAUAGAUUUCAGAGUGCCCUUUCUCUUUCAGUGGGUUGGCACAGUAAGCUCAUUUUACAUUUUCUGACAUUUGCAUCUUUUCAUACUUCAAGGGGAUAAAGGUCCCUUCUUACAGAAAUCUCUGCAGAGGUCUGUAUGUGGCAUCUUUUCUUUUUGUAAAGGGUACUUAAUAUUUCUAUAGUAAAUUUAAUAACAUUUUGAAUCCAAGCAGAAUGGGAGGUGAACAGCAGGUGCAGAGAAACGUCCAGCAUGAAUGUAUUUGCUGUUUUCAAACAAGCGGCUUCCUUCUUGGCGUAAACUCAAUAGCAACUCAGCAAUCUGCAGACAACCUUUUUUGGCUCAUAAAGUGGGAAACUUGAAACAUGGUACUUAGCUUUACAGAAAAAUAUUAGUGUUUUAUUCUGAGCUAUAGUAUUAAUGCUGGACUGUGUACUUUCUGCAGUAUAGCACUCCAGGUUCGGAGAAAAUUAUCCAAAAUAACCAUAAUUACACAGGUGUGUGCAGCCCAUGGUCUGUUUGUCCCAGGAUCCGCUGUGAAAUUAUUAAAUAGAGCACAUAUUCUGCCUGCAGAAAAUCCCAGAUUCGGUUCCAGUUUUUCCAGGGAUGGCUGGGAAAGUUACAUGGAGUUUUGCUGCCAGGGAGUAUAAGCAGUACUGAGCCAGAGGAAACAGUGGUCUGACUUGAUAUAAGCCAGCUGCUUACAUUCCUAUUAUUUGGGGCAAAGACUGAAAGAAUGGAGGGUACGUGGAUGGGUGGACUUUAACGGCAUGUUCCAGGAAAUAGGAGGCAGUGUAAUGUAAGGUAAAAAAAAGCUGAAAAUGCCUUUGAAAUUUCACUUCCUGGCCAUGAGAAAUGUUACUUGCUUCUCAUCUGGCUUCUUCCACUAGGUAUUGCCGAUGUGUUAGUUUUCUGUAUCCGUGAAGCAAGGUAAGCGGAAUUUUGUGCUAUAUAUCCAAUUCCACAUGUGUUGCAAUCCCACAGAUGCACUUGCUGUUGGCUAUACUUCUCUUCCCCCUCACCCCCAUUACAAGUAGCUUGCUGCAGUGUAAUGUGGAAAGUUUAUGAAGGCUGGUUCCCAAAUGACUUGCUGCUCUUAUCCAUGCCUUUCCCAUGCGGUUCACUGUUUACUUACAGUUUGCUUAGGUGUGUGUGAAAAUUGUCCCGUUCAUAGUUAAUGUAGGUAGGCCAGAAUUGUGUGGGAUUGCUGUCUUGCCAAAGGGAAAGGGGCUCUUUUUCAAGGCAAUAAAAGAAACCCCAAGUUGAUCCUUUAUCAGGGGGUUAUUUGCUAUGCAAGAAUAGAAAGCAAAGCAUUAAAGAGACGAGACCUCAUGGCUCUUUUGAGUUGCUGGAAAAGCUCCUCCAGAACAGCAAAACAGUCUCUCACUUUGUCUGUCUGUAGCUGGCAUUGGGAUCUCCCGUUAAGCAAGGGCAUUACUGGGCUUUAUCCUAUUUUUAAUAUCAGUUGAUGAGCAAUGGGAGGAGUGCAGAAAGAAGAACCGCCAUGGUGCAUCUGCAGCAGCACAACCGGACGCCUUCAUCUGCCCCAGCUGCAACAAAACAUGUCUCUGCAGCCACAGCAGGCGCUGCAACCUCCCAACCAUUUGACUUCGCCUGCAAAGGCACUCUCCCCCAAGUCAGAUGGAUGCCAACUAUGAUGAUCUCAUCAAAUUUUUCCACUCUCCUAACUGGUGGCUUCAAAUGACUGGCAAGUCACCAAGAGUUAUGGCUCUCCAGUCCCUUAUCUUAUCCUUGGUGUUUUGUAGUGCUAAUUAUAUUGCCAGUAGAAGGUAGGAAUGCCAAGGUGCAUUGAAUCCGCUCACUUGGGGAAGUGGGGGGGGGGAGCAUAAGUGUGACAAACAGGCAGCCGGUUCUUGUAUACAUAAAAGAGCUAAGGGAAAGUAACGCAUCUUUGUAGUUCAGAUUUCUCCUUUCUCUGUUUGUGUGUGUAUUUCUAAGUUGUCUUCCACUUCAAUGUUUAAUGCUGUUUAGUAACUCUUUAGUGCUCUCUCUCCUUUCUGCUUUGCAUUCCCUCCUUUGAGAAAGACAACAAUGGAUGACAAUGGGACCGUGUUCCUUAAAUGUGUUUUCUGAAAACGUGGAAGCGUUUAAAGUUUAAACUACUGCUUUUACUCUUCCUUAUGGGGAGGAAUAAGGAGCCUAAAUGCUAUAAAUUGGACCUCUGGGGAUGCUCACACUCUUAGAUCUUAAGCGGAUAGGGCUGGGAGAAAGGAGUUUGAAUUUCACACAGAUACAUAUAAAAAUGCAGUCAGUAAAAAUUUGUUUUCUUCCUGACAGUAGUAUGACCUAGUAUUGUUGAAAACCUCCUUAAACACAGCAGAGAGACUGCAAUCUCCUGGGAAAGUAAGGUCACUGGUUUGAAGCAGUGCAUGAACCACAUCUGCUGACCUUGAUGUACCACCAUAGAAAAUGAGAAAGACAAGGGGAGGGGGAGGAAAGCUUUCAUAGGCCAUCUCAGCCUUCGCCGACUAUUGCAAAAGCAAAGAUGGUCUGCUGGUAACAGUCACAAGGUAGCUAUGCCACACCAGUUUCCAAGGAGAUAGGACAAAUGCCUUGAUUUCAGCAAGGCAUUUGACAAGGUGCCCCAUGAUAUUCUUGUAAAGAAGCUGGUAAAAUGCGGUCUUGACUAUGCUACCACUCAGUGGAUUUGUAACUGGCUGACUGACCAAACCCAAAGGGUGCUCAUCAAUGGUUCCUCUUCAUCCUGGAGAAGAGUGACUAGUGGGGUGCCACAGGGUUCUGUCUUGGGCCUGGUCUUAUUCAACAUCUUUAUCAACGACUUGGAUGAUGGACUCAAGGGCAUCCUGAUCAAAUUUGCAGAUGACACCAAACUGGGAGGGGUGGCUAACACCCCAGAGGACAGGAUCGCACUUCAAAACGACCUUGACAGAUUAGAGAUCUGGGCAAAAACAAACAAGAUGAAUUUUAACAGGGAGAAAUGUAAAGUAUUGCACUUGGGCAAAAAAAAUGAGAGGCACAAAUACAAGAUGGGUGACACCUGGCUUGAGAGCAGUACAUGUGAAAAGGAUCUAGGAGUCUUGGUUGACCACAAACUUGACAUGAGCCAACAGUGUGACGCGGCAGCUAAAAAAGCCAAUGCAAUUCUGGGCUGCACCAAUACGAGUAUAGCAUCUAGAUCAAGGGAAGUAAUAGUGCCACUGUAUUCUGCUCUGGUCAGACCUCACCUGGAGUACUGUGUCCAGUUCUGGGCACCACAGUUCAAGAAGGACACUGACAAACUGGAACAUGUCCAGAGGAGGGCAACCAAAAUGGUCAAAGGCCUGGAAACGAUGCCUUAUGAGGAACGGCUAAGGGAGCUGGGCAUGUUUAGCCUGGAGAAGAGGAGGUUAAGGGGUGAUAUGAUAGCCAUGUUCAAAUAUAUAAAAGGAUGUCACAUAGAGGAGGGAGAAAGGUUGUUUUCUGCUGCUCCAGAGAAGCGGACACGGAGCAAUGGAUCCAAACUACAAGAAAGAAGAUUCCACCUAAACAUUAGGAAGAACUUCCUGACAGUAAGAGCUGUUUGACAGUGGAAUUUGCUGCCAAGGAGUGUGGUGGAGUCUCCUUCUUUGGAGGUCUUUAAGCAGAGGCUUGACAACCAUAUGUCAGGAGUGCUCUGAUGGUGUUUCCUGCUUGGCAGGGGGUUGGACUCGAUGGCCCUUGUGGUCUCUUCCAACUCUAUGAUUCUAUGAAAUACCAUUACCCCUGUGAUUCUCUCCGAGCUGUCGAGGAGAGAGGAUGCAUUUUCUGCUCCGGCAGAGGCAAGAUGUCUUUCUGUAAUAUACCAGCUUUGAACUGUAAAUAAAAGCAAUAUAGAGUAUGUAGCACGUAUUCCUCAUCCUUCCGCUGGGCACGAGACUCUGCUUAAAUCAACACGUGGUUAUGGGCUCCAGAAGUCGAAUCGGAGUGCCGGCAAAAGGAUCGGAAUGCAGAGGGACAGAUCGGAACGGAAUCUGCUCUGCGCGUAGAAGUGAUUGAUGAGGUAUGUGCUACUGCUCCGGGCAGCCUGCCAGCUUCAAGUUAAUGGCUUUAUGGCUGGACUUUGAACUUUGAUUUAAAGCAGAGUCUUGUGCCCAGCGGAAGGAUGAGGAAUACGUGCUGCAUACUCCUUAUUGCUUUAUUUACAGUUCAAAGCUGGUAUAUUACAGAAAGACAUCUUGCCUCUGCCGGAGCAGAAAAUACAUCCUCUCUCCUCGACAGCUCGGAGAGAAUCACACAGUGAAAAACAGGAAACCAGUGUACGUCACAUCCAGUCUCCCUUUCCCGUGAGAAACUCCAACAGUACAGACUGUGGAAUGUAAACACCUGUCUCGUGACAAGCAGAGCUGCACAGUGAAGGAAAGCAGAAACCAACAUCCUCCCCCUUUCUGUGAACAUCACUGGGCAGCGUGGGAGUACAGUAUCAGUACAAACCCAACUUCUGCACAUAGGUACAGUGUUGAUCCCUCGAUACAAUCUUGGACAAUACAUCAGCAGGAAUUUCAUUACCUGGCAUAUAGGACACCGUUACGAGUCCCUUCUGAAUACAUUCCCUAGCAUGCUGCAAUUUUAAUUGCAAGUGCUUUGUGCUUUGCUUACAACCUUCAGACUUCAGCAAAGCCAAACAUGCUUUGUUGUCCUGGUAAACCUGGAUUGGACAUUUGACAGGAAUUUUCAUAUCUUUGCACAAUUGUACUAACCAUUCACAAUCCUUAAGUGAAUAAGACAGUGCAUUCAGUUCGGCUUCACAAGUACUUAAGCUAACUGUUGUUUGCUUCUAGCAUGACCAAUCAAACAGACUCUGAUUGUACAUGUAGCAAACUCCAGACGUACUUUUCCUGUCUGUAGCUGUCACUUCCAAAACUUGCAUCUGCAAAUAUCUCAAGACCACCAGACUUCUGAUUGUUAAAUCUCAGUCUGUAAUGCAUAGUGCCUUUCAAAUACCGCGCUAUGCGUUUCAGAGCUUUCCAAUCCUUGACACUAGGAUUGUUGACUUGUCUGCUUAGCAAAUUACAGCUAACAGCAAUGUCUGGUCUUGAACAUCUGGCAAUGAAGUUUAGCUUGCCUAGCACACUCCUGUACAGUGUAGUGUCAGAAAAUGCUUCUUCAGUGUCAUCUACCUGAUAACCUGUUGUCAUCGGUGUGUUUACAGGGUUAGCAUCCAUCAGAUUUAGUUUGCUUAACACAUCAGCAAUUUUCCGUGACUGGUGUACUAGAAUGUUACCAUCUUGAUCUCUCUCUAUUUCCAGAGAUAGGUAGUUGUUUACCUCACCAAGAUCUUUCAUGUCAAAGUGCUCUUUCAGUUGAGCUAGGGCGCUAUUGUACAUUGCAACAUCUUUCCAAAAGAAUAAUAAAUCAUCAACAUAAAACAAACAGUACAGUUUCUUUUGCCCCUCCUCUUGACAAAUACACAUGGAUCAGCUUUCCUUGCUGAAAACCUAGAGAAAACAAUACUUCAGUGAGUUUUGUGUGCCAACACCGUGCACUUUGUUUGAGACCAUAAAGGGAUUUCUUCAGAGCACAAACAAAUCCCUGUUUUACCUGUACGCCAUCAGGUGGAAGCAUAUAAAGUGAUUCAUCUAGAGAUCCGUACAGAAAAGCUGUAUUAAUAUCAUGGUGACUAAUGUGUAGAUUUUCCUCUGCAGCUAGCUUAAGCAUAAGCCUAAUGCUUUCAUAUCUCACUGUGGGUGAAUAGGUCUCGUGAUAGUCUUCACCUGGUACCUGUGCAAAACCUCUGGCUACCAAUCUGGCUUUGUGUCUGACUAUCUUGCCAUUUUGAUCUGUCUUCGCUUUGAAGACCCAUUUGCUUCCAAGCAGUUUCAUUCCUGGAACUACUGGAACUAGCUCCCAUGUUUUGUUCCUUUCUAAGGAAUCAAGCUCAGCCUUCAUGGCAUUUAACCAUGGCUCAGCUUCCUUUGAAUCCAAACCCUGGAUUUCUUGGAAACUUGAAGGUUCAAAUACCUUCUUGGAGCUUUUAACAGCUGUUACUGCUAUCGUAGCAAACUCAUCAGCAAAUCUCUUUGGAGGUUUGCAUUUUGUGGCUCUCUGUGACCUACGAAUUAGCUUUAAGUCUUCAACACUCUCCUCUUCCUUCUUAGGAGAAAAACGACCUAUUGUGAACAAUGGUUCCUCCAAUUCUUGAUCAGAGCUUUCAGAGGGUCGCAUAGAGGCUUUCGCACUCUCGAAAUCCUCUGAAUCACCCGAUUCAGUUUCAGAUUCAGACUCAGAACUUUCAUCAGUGGGUGUGGGCUGUUGUGGUUGCUUUUGACUAUCCUCAGUCUCAUCACCGUCAUCAGGAUAACAUUGGAAAAUUCCCACAUUCUCCCCCCACUUUGCAUUGUACUCAACACUUCUCGUGAGCUUAAUUGUCUUGGAGUCGGUCAUCAUUAUUCUGUAAGACCCUUUCUGAUAACCUAGAAAGAUACCAUGCAAUCCACGCUUGUCUAACUUGGAGUUUUGUGGUGAGCGAACCCACAUGUCAGAACCAAAAUCUUCAUGUGUUUGAUGUAUGGCUUCUUGCCAACCAUCUUCACAUAGGCCGUACAACCAAUCGCUGAAGAUAACCUGCGAUUGUAACUGUAAACAAAACACGAGAGAGAUUCGGCCCAAUAACUCUCUGGAAGAUUGGCAUCAUGCAGCAAGGUUUUUAAUCCUUGAAGCAAAGUCUGAUUUGCCCGUUCCGCAAGUCCAUUCUGCCAUGGCGAGCGAGGACUAGACAAAUCGUGUUGAAUUCCUUUCUCAGUCAGAUAAGCUUCAAACUGCUGAGAAGUGAAUUCCCCCCCGCGAUCACUGAAAAGAGUCUUUAUCUUCUUACCAUGCACAUUUUCCAACCAAGCGCAGAAUUCCUUGAACCUAGGAAAAGCCUCCGAUUUCUGCUUGAGAUUGUACACAAAAAUAUAUCUAGAAAAUGCAUCAAUGAGAACCAUGAAGUAUCUAUUUCCACCCAAAGAGGGCGCUAGUGGUCCAACCAAAUCAGCAUGAACAACCUGGUAUGGUUCUGUAGCUUUCCUACUAGACACCUUACCUUUCGCAGCCAUUUUCACUUUGUUUGCUGCGCAUGCUUUGCACUUCAUGUGGUACCUGCAGGGUUUAAUAGUCAUACCUUCAACCAAGGCAGGCAUUUUAGAUACUGCCUCAAAAUGCAAAUGACCAAAUUUUCGAUGAAAAUCGUGAAUACAUUCUGCAUGCAAGCUUUUGUUAGAACCUGCAAUGCAACAAGUGUCAUCCUGCACCACAUCAUCAUAAUACAAAACAAACAAAUGAUCAACAUAUUCUGCAUGCAAUACAUAAUCAUUUUUCUUUGUGAUGAUGCACUUCUUGUUCUUGAAGGAAACGUCAAUGUUCCGCUCAUUCAGCUGUCCAACGCUGAGCAGAUUAUGUUUGGCGCCUGGCACGUAAAGCACAUUCUGUAUCGAUAAGUCCAAACUGUGAAGAACAACAGUUCCGUAGCCUUUACUGGGAAUAGUGUGGUCAUCCGCCUGGUGAAUCGCACCUUCCUGCGGUGUAAAAGACACAAACAGUUUCUUAUCGUUGCACAUGUGGUGGGUGGCCGCUGAAUCAACAACGAAGAAAGAUCUAGACGUUUUCUGGACCUCUGCAACCUUUGGAGUGAAGCGUGAAACCAUAGCCUUGUGCUGCGUUGUCCUAGACACCGGACCUUUGCCUUUGCCUCGGCCUUUUCCGCGCGAUGAGCUUUCGCUGCGCUGCUCUGUCUUGGCCCUGGGAUGUCUGCAUUCCCUCUUCACAUGGCCUAGACGUCCACACGAGUAGCAUUUCACUGCCUUCAAAGCUUUGGCGCCAUCUGGUGGUUCCACUGCACUAUGGGAUGACGUCUGUGAAGACUCCCCCUUGCCCAUGCAGCUAGCACCCCGGCGAUCUGCUUCAUUUAAAAUCACGGCAGUAACAAAGUCCACUGUCAGCUGAGCAGUUGAGUAAAACAUAGUGGAUCCAGCUUCUGUCCUUAAGUGAGCCUCUCUCAAAGCGUCCCAAAUUUCUCUGGCUGAUGUCUUAUCACGCAAUAGACAGAGCUCUUCUGGGGAUACUAUCAAUGUAAGAGUUCCCCUUGCUUUGGAAUCCUUAGCUUCCCAUGCAUCUGUAACUGGAACUGGGGGGGUUUCUGUAAUCACCUCAAACAAACCCUCUUUCCGCAGAAUUGCCUCUGCAUACAGAACCCAGUCGCUGUAAUUCUUCUUGUUGAGCUUAGGAAUCCCACAAGCAUCCUGAAGGGCCAUCAUGACUCUGGCAUUAGCCUUCAGCGUCAUAUAUUGCUUUAAUUCUUGCUGCGUCACUGCUGCAGCUGCCUUUUUCCAAAAGCGCACUUAAAAGUUACUUUCGAUUUCCCCAGCAUAGUGACUUGUGCCUGGGAGCCUUUUGCCUAUUCCCGGCAAAACCGGCUUUAAAAGUUCAAAGUCCAGCCAUAAAGCCAUUAACUUGAAGCUGGCAGGCUGCUCGGAGCAGUAGCACAUACCUCAUCAAUCACUUCUACGCGCAGAGCAGAUUCCGUUCCGAUCUGUCCCUCUGCAUUCCGAUCCUUUGCCGGCACUCCGAUUCGACUUCUGGAGCCCAUAACCACGUGUUGAUUUAAAGCAGAGUCUUGUGCCCAGCGGAAGGAUGAGGAAUACGUGCUGCAUACUCCUUAUUGCUUUAUUUACAGUUCAAAGCUGGUAUAUUACAGAAAGACAUCUUGCCUCUGCCGGAGCAGAAAAUACAUCCUCUCUCCUUGACAGCUCGGAGAGAAUCACACAGUGAAAAACAGGAAACCAGUGUACGUCACAUCCAGUCUCCCUUUCCCGUGAGAAACUCCAACAGUACAGACUGUGGAAUGUAAACACCUGUCUCGUGACAAGCAGAGCUGCACAGUGAAGGAAAGCAGAAACCAACAGAUAUGGUGAAGAUUAGAAUUUCCAGGCAUUACGAUAGUAGAAUUAUAUGCCCCCUCCCCUCUGCCUUAAUAUUUAGAAACUCUCCUGUAUGAUAUAAAGGAGAUUCUGAUUAUCUGCAAGAAUAAGUGGGACACAUAGCCCCCAAAAUUUGUGUUUACUGUCAAUGUAGCUGAGCUGUGGCCUUUACAGCUGUUGAGGUGCUGGUGCACUGCUGUGAUUCUUUUGAAAAGUGAGCUUGUAAGAAAAAAAAUCGCCUUUACCUUGAAGAUUAACAAAGGCCUGAAAACUGUAGAGUUCCAUUGAAGCUUCUGUACAUUUGGGCAGCCGGGGUCUGUUGCAGGGAGGUGCAAGUUCCUGACUCCGAGCCAAGACAUAACAGCCUGCAGGAAUAUAUUUAGGCCUAGAUAAAUAGGUUCAGAGGAGCUGAACUGCACCAAGGAAGAUGUAGCAAGGUUGAGGGUAAAUAACAAGUGUUAGUAAUAUGAAGGCGGCUCCAUAGGAAUAGAGUAUUUUAACGCUGGAGAGACAACUGCUUGGAACACUCAUUACCUGAGGCAACUCUACUCCAAGGAUGCCGCAAGGGACUUAAUAGGUAUGAAUAGUGAAAGGAAUAGGGCCUGCCUGGUGUGAAUCAUAUACUCAGUAAUCAAAGGGAUUGCUUGCAAACCAUUGCCUUGUCAGCAGCACUAUUUAGUCAUAGUAAAAUGUGUGUGUGUAACUAUGAAACACAUCAGCAUAAAAGAAAUAACAGGAAUAAAAAAGGAAUGUGCUGAAAGAGCAAAGCAUUUCAUUUUACUGAUCCGUUAGUGUCUCCUAAAUGCAUGACUACAAAUCUACCCUCAAGAGAUCAGUGGUGUGUGGUGAAAUUUUUCAUAGGGGACAGUUAGGGCCACAGGCACCAGCUUGUGAGGGUGAUUCAGGGAGGGCGAUAUCCUAACAUCCCACGUUUGGGCACCACGCCUCCCUCCCUAAUCUGGGCAGAAGCUCCCUGGGCUUUGGGAAGUAGGCACCAGGGCUCUGACAAGAUGCUAGAGCCCUGCUGCCUCAUUCCCAAAGCCAGGUGGGCUUUGGGAAGGUGGCCAGAGGGCUCUUGCACCCCAUCAGAGCAUCACACCUCCCUCCUUAAGCUGGGCAGGAGCUUCCUGGACUUUGGGAAGGAGGCACCAAGAUUUAAUAGUCUAAUUUACUGAGAAUAUUUGGGAGACCAGCCUAGUCCCCCUAGUCCACUGAUUGCAUGCCACUGCCAGAUACACACACACACACACACACACACACACACUUCUUCUUGAUUUGCUCACUUUCUGUAGGUGGGGAGCUUGCAUCUUUUGUUGUUUGCUUGAGUUGUGCGUUCUUUUCCUUCUAAUGUUAAGUGCCUCGUGAACCAUUUCCGAUAGAGGGGCAGAAAAUAAAAAUAAACAAAUGAAAUAGUGAGUCGUUUUGCAAAGCUUCUUGUAGGGCAUCCUUACAACGCUUCAACUGUCUCUUCACUGCUGCCGGAACCCCAUUGGUGUAGAACUCCUAUUGCUGGGGUCACAGUUUCCCAGAAGUUACUGAGAGGAGAUUACUUUCCCUUCUUCCUCACUCUAGAACAGGCAUAGGCAACCUCGGCCCGCCAGAUGUUUUGGGACUACAAUUCCCAUCAUCCCUGACCACUGGUCCUGUUAGCUAGGGAUCAUGGGAGUUGUAGUCCCAAAACAUCUGGUGGGCUGAGGUUGCCUAUGCCUGCUCUAGAAGCUAGCAGUUCCAUUGCAGUAGUUGCAGUAGUUCUCAGAAAUCACCUUCCACACCUAUAGCUAAACGUAGUGGGGGUUCAGGGGGUACUUGAGGAUAUGCAGCACCCGCACCUCUUUUUGUUGUUGUUAAAAAGUGUGGCAUUUACUGUAAAAACUUCAUGGUAUCUACUGGCACCUAUUUUUCUAGGAAAAAAGCACUGGCUAAAUAUAUAGAUGCAGGAAAGAGGCCACGCCUCCUGGCCCCACCUGCAACAUCACACCUCUUGAGCCCUAGGUAUCUGUGAAGAAAGGAAGAUGCUUUCAACAGUAUAUAUGAAGACUUGCCCAUUACAGACAUCAUACACCAUGCCUAGACGUCAUGGGGGAAGAGAGCACAUCGUCAGGGAUGGGGCCAGGAAUGAGGCUGUGGUUGUAUAAAUCUCCCAGGCUCUUGUUCAGUGCACGGGGCAUUGCUUGACAAAGAGCAGUCUCAUUUCCCACACAGUUUUAUGAUUUUAUUUUUAAUCGUUCUUUAGCAGCUGAGCAGCCUUCCUCUGUCCCGCAUGGCCGUUAGUAGCUCUCCUUUAAAAAUACCUGCAAGGCUCUCUUUCUCUCCCCACCUGCACCCCACUGCUGCCUUUCCCCAAGUAGCGCUUCACUGCUUGUGAAUGUUUUCUGUAUAUUUGGUGCAGCACAUAUUUAAGAAGCUCUGCAAAAAUCUCUGUAAAUGGCUGUUUCUUUUAGCCUCUUUCUGUUGUUUCUCUCUGUAGUAACCCAGAUGUGUCAGCAUGGCUACAAGAUAAGAUAAUAGUAGGAUUUUGUGAAAGGUGAGCAAAUUGCCUAUUCUGUCAGUUCCCUGUGACUUAGAACACCCCAGGAAAAUAAGAGGGAGAAGCUUUGCUGGAAAAAAACAGCAAAACAGGUGAGCCAUUUGGAGGCUUCCAGGUUAAAGAACAAUUUGAAAGAGGGAUGGUUGUUACCCAAAAUUAUAGACUGUGGGUUGUUAUAGCCAUCGGGUUUUUGGAAACAUGGAAAUACUUUUGACUUCCACUUACCAUGUGCAAUACAAAAGGCCUUUCUUCUUUCUGUUGCCGCUUAGUCACCAGCAAGGAUUGUUGUACUGCCUUGGGAGGUCCCUGCUAAAAUUUAUUUGAGGGCCUUGUGAAUGAGUACCCAAAUAAAAGCCUGACAUUAUUAUCCACAAAAGGGUAAAUAGUCCUGCAUGACAAAAAGCAUCUGCGCUCUUGCAGCUGUUUUGAAAAGAGGAACAGCUACUUUUCACAAUUUCAGCAACAUCUUCUAUGUUAAUCACGUACAUUCUUUGAAGGCUGUGUGAUGUUCAUACUCUCUCUCUCUCUCUCUCUCUGUGUGUGUGUGUGUACACAGUGAGACACUCACACAAGAAACGAAAAGGGAAACAGGCUUUUUAUUAUUUCAUUCAUGUAAAAUCUUGAUACCUUGUCAUACCAUCCAUUAGGCUCCAAGAGGUGUCCGAAUGCCAGUUGGCAUCCAUCUGUCUCAGGAGACAAUGGAGAAAUGAGCCUUUGGGAGUGAAGUCACACCGUUGGAGCCUGCUGUGGCUGUAGAGACCAGUACGGAAGAGACAUGUUUUGUUGCAGCUGGGGCAGAUGAAGGCUUUUAAUUGUGCUGCUGCAGAUGUACCAUGAUGGCAGUAUGAAACAGAUCAACUGUAAACCGUGUUAAAAACAAGCAAUCCACGGCAGAAGCUUUCGUUCUGUUUGUUUUCCUGCUGUAACAAUGUUCUCUCUCCCAGGGGCAGAGCUAGGUGCCCUGGCACCUGGAGUGGCACACAUGCCGUGCACCCAGGGGUGGGGCGAUCCGCCCUCAGGGCCUAUCGGCGCAGCUGCGUGAUCCUCCCCAGGGGCCGAUCUCGGUGCGGCGCCGCGAUCCUCCCCCACAGCGAGCCGGGGGAAGGGGGAGAGCUGCAGCUUUGCUGCUCACCGGGCUUGGGGGAGUCGCAGGUGGGGGGGCACGCCAAAUGUCAACCCCUUCAGGAUGACACCCGGUGGCACCCCGCACCCCCUUCCUACACCCCUGCUCUCUCCAGGCAUUACAUUUGUGCAGGGAGAACGAGGUGUGUGUGCAAAGGGGCCUGCAGAAUAGGAGAGAGGAGGAGGAAGUGUGGAAAUAGGGGAGACAGAGACAGAUGUGAUACAUAAAGCAGAGGCAUUAGGUUUUCUUGAAGUCUGGGUGAUAAAUCAACGUGUCUUGUAAAACAGCAUUCGGUGAGCACCACAAAGUCCUGUGCUAGUUUGAUGAUAUGUCUUUUUUUCUUGAGUGGAGAGUUAGGAAGGAAAACAGCACCAAAUUUUUUACCUACACAGCAGCUUCUAUGCACAAAGAAAAUUGUUUAUUUAUUAAAUUGGUAUACCGCCUUUCACCCAAGGUUUAUUUCUGUUAAAGCCUCUUGUCUUAGAACUGAUUUUUCCUUCCAGUGUUGACAUGUGUUUAUUUUCCUUCUUCUUUUCAGAUAUCACAGUGAGUUUACUGUCCUUAGUUGUCACAGCAUGUGGACUUGCUUUGUUUGGGGUGUCUCUGUUUGUGUCCUGGAAGCUGUGUUGGGUUCCUUGGCGAGAACGUGGCCUGCCUGGAAACAAAGACAAGCAGGAGUCCCUGAACUAUACAGACACAGAGACCAAUGACCACGAGUAUAGCGAGGAUUACUUGGGACAACCUACCACCUAUCCCGACUCUUCCAUGAAGAUUAGCCACACAUCCCCUGACAUCCCUUUGGACGCUAAGGCAGGAACCAAGGAAAACUGUGUGCAUAAUGUUCGGAUGCAUCGACAGAUCACGGAGCCAACUCCUUCUGCACGGUCAGUAACUCCAGCAAGGAACAGAGUCGCCCCCAAAGUAAAAAAGCUUUACUGUGCCAAAAAGUAUCCCUUACCUAACAGGCUCCUUGGUCACCAAGGACUGCACAGGCGGAGGUUUGUGUUUGCUUUAUCAAGUGCAGGAGCAGGAUUCUUGAUGGGGAAGGAAGAAGGCACCGGAGACUAAUUUAGAGAUAGCAUUCCUGAUCAUGGGAGAGAUGGGCAACCCUUGCCUUCAUUCACCAGUUCCCAUGAUCCUGAGAGGGGCCUCAUGAAUAAAAGUACACUCUAAAUACUUUUGAGUAAAGGCCUGGUUGUAAUCGAGACAAAGGAGCCAGCAAACCAGUGUGGCUGGAGGAUCAAACAUAAAAGGCCAGAGGAAAGGGGAAGCCAAGGAAGAAAGGACCACUACAGUUUACUGUGUUCAGAGUGGGAAUUGGGAGAAGGAACUAAGGGGAUCACUUCAUUUUCUCCAACCCCCUGAGGCUUGCCUGACCACCUUCCUCACACUGGGUCACAAAUCAGCAUCCUGUGUGAAGCAAGGGAGGCAGAGUCUCUUGGGUACCCCUUGACACUUUGCAGCUGUGGGUCAGUAAGUGUGUUGGUCUGCAUUAGUAUAGCUAGUGCUUCAGAAGAUUGAAAACAUCCCAAAGGAUUGCAAAUCAGUAAGUUGUCCACACUACGCCAUCCAAUUUCUUGCUGCUUGGCACCUCUAACUCCUUUUUACAAAAAGGGGAGGGUAAAUGCAUUUCAGGGUGUUUUCAUAAUGUGGGUAAAAGUCUGUAAUUUCAAUACAAUUUUAGAACUUGUGAAAUCAUCCAUCACACCUUUCUUCCUUGUAUACAGUUUUGGCUACAACUUGGGACUCAGCUAUACAGCUGGAAAUAAAACCUUUUAAGUGUGUUUUAAGUGCAAUACACAAUGUGACACUAGAUGGUGACCCUUAUGGAAAAUUCAAUGUACUGUCUUUUUAAAAACGCUUUAAAAAGUAGCAUUUUCAGAACAGUUUUUAUAUGUGUGUAGAUUCCACCUUGAUCUGAAAAGUGUUAUAGAUGUUUGGUUUGAGAAAUCUAUACAAACAUUCUGACUCACCUGUUAGUUGUAAGUUUCUAUACCAUCAUUACUUACGUUAUUUUACUUGUAUCAAAAAAAUCCUAUUCUCAAUAAAAAAAAAAAUAGCUGAGCAUUCUGACUAAGCAUUUUCCCUAAAUAACAGGAACAGUUAAGCUUUUAGUCAUAUUGCAGAGAAUUAGCGAGUCAGACUUGAACGGCAUGUACUUUUGCAAAUGUUGCAGUAGCAGCCGGACGCUUGCAGGCAACCUAUAGAAAGAGCCCCCCCACAUUUUUUGCUAUUUUAUGAGCUAGACGUAAUUGCCAGGUUAUUGAAAUUCUAUAGUAACUGAAGGGCUGCCUCAAUUUAACCUUGCAAAGUAUGUUCAUUUUCACUUACCUCUGCAGCUGUGGGUGCUGACAUAGCCCUGCAAAGAAUUCAACAAAAAUAGAACAGGUUAACAAAACACUUGCGAGAGUUUGAAAUAGGAAGUGCUAGGUAUUAGGCACAGCUUUGGUGGAGUGGGUGGGAGGUGAAAUCACCAAGGGGGAAGACUGACUGAACAAAACGGCGUGAAGAGGAGUGUAUGUAAAAUAUGGGAGAGCUAAUGAUGGCGGGGCAGAGUCAACAUAAAAAACUGCUGAACUGUGUCAGAUCUAUGGCUAGCCCAGAGCAGCUCAGUCUUGUUGACUGUGUCCAACCACCUCACAAGCAAGACAUGAUGAAGAUAGCUUUCCUCUUCAGUUUGCCCCAUCAUGUGGUAGACAAAGGUAUAUUAUCUCUCCAAACACAUGGGGUGAAAUUCCACAUUGUGCUGAUACGCAUGAUCUGCAAAAGCAUUUCAGCUUGCAGGAUGGAAUGACCUCCCUCUCCUCCCCGGAACACUGUCUGGAGUUUUUUUUUCCUGACCUCCCUCCUGAGCCAGUUUUAAGAGGCAGAUGGGGAGAGGAGAAGGGGAAUCCCAAUUGUGCAAGCAGAAGUUCUUGCACAGGGCUUCUGCCAAUGGGGCACCUUAGGCGGUCAGUUUUUUAUUAUCAUAAUGAAUAGUAAUUAUUACACUCAUCUACCAUAAACCUGUCCCCGCCUUUCAAAAGCUAUUAGUAUCAUGGCUAUACCACAUCUUAUGGUAAUGAAAACCAUAAGGUGCAUUGAGUAGAUAAAUGUGUACUUGUUUAUACUGCUGUGCACAGUGGUACCUUGGUACUUGAACAGCUUAGCUCCCAAACAAAUUGGCUCCCACGCCUUGAUAUUUUAAUGGUUUUGGGAGUCAAAUGGACUCCUGGAACGGAUUAAGUUCGAGAACCAAGGUACCACUAUAUUUGGGGAGUAGCAAGGCACUUUUGACCUCUGGCGAGAUUUAGAACAGAUGAAUGACCUAUAUAGGUGGAGCAACUGGAAGAACAGAACACAGCAGCAGCAUAGUCAGAAACUGAGUGUGAAAGCUGUGGUAUCCACAUAAUUGUGGAAGGGAUCAAGGAUGAAUUAGAUUAAUAUUUGAUCGAGAGGCAAUGUAAAAUUUGCUUGCAGCUAGGUUACAGUGAGAGGAACCAUCAAAGGGCAGCGGAAAUUUGAAAGGGUGGAAAGCACCACCAACCUCUUACCUGUUGCCCAGGUGAUGCAGGUGAUUGGAAAGAGAGGAUGCAGUCAAGUUAGAAGCAUGAUUGGUAAGAAGUCCACAACGACUGAUACGAGUUGCAUGGAUGAGCGGUGUGCUAGGGAAACUAUAUCAAAAACAUUCUUAAUUGUCCAAAAUCAUGAUUUCAGCUUUUGGGGUUUUUUAAUUAUUAUUAUUUUAUUUCCUUUAACACUGUAGAGAUGCUGUAAUCCCACCUGUCUAAUCAAGUCUGUUUUGUUGUUUUUAUUCAAGGCAUAAUUCGUUCCGAAGGCAGCUCAAUCUCUCAAACCCAGACUUCAACAUCCAGCAGAUCCAAAAGCAAGAGCAGCUGACAGGGAUUGGGCGCAUCAAGCCUGAGCUGUAUAAACAAAGAUCGGUGGACACAGAUGAUGGGAGGAGGAACAAUAGCAAAUCUUGUGGGAAGCUCAACUUUAUUGUGAAAUACGAUUGUGACUUGGAGCAACUGAUAGUGAAGAUUCACAAAGCUGUCAACCUGCCAGCAAAGGACUUCUCUGGGACUUCAGACCCCUAUGUCAAGAUCUACUUACUUCCAGAUAGGAAAACAAAACACCAGACUAAAGUGCAUAGAAAGACCCUAAACCCAGUGUUUGAUGAAGUUUUUUUAUUUCCUGUUCCUUACAAUGAUUUGAGCACGAGGAAACUCCACUUCUCUGUAUAUGACUUUGACCGAUUCUCCAGGCAUGACUUGAUUGGCCAAGUGAUAGUGGAUAAUUUUUUAGAGUUGUCAGACUUUCCCAGGGAGUGUAAUCUUUGGAAGGAUAUUGAAUAUGUCACCAAUGUAAGUAUGACACCCCCCCUUUUAUUUUGAGAUUUUAUUUUCUGCCUCUUUGCAUUGUUGCCCAGUUUAUCUGCUGUCAAAGUGGUUGAAUUGUGAUGAAAGUCACCCCUUAUUGUAUCUACCUGAAACUGACUUAGUCCAAAGACUACAUUCUGUAUGGAGGAAUUACUGUGGUGUUAUAUAAAAGCUUGUGCCUUUCCCCUGAAUUUCAUUCUUAAAUAUUAUUUUCCUUGCUAAUUUGAUUUUCCAUUGGCUUAUAUGAUUUAUCACAGAGAAUUGAUAACUUUUUAGAAAUUGGUAAGCUCGUGUGUUCUAUUCUGAUAAAAAUGUGCCUUACAUUUUUCAGCUAAAAUUCCAGAGUUACAUUCCCAACCCCCAUUGCUUUCCAAGAGGCAUUCUGUAAGUGCAGUUUCAUAGAUACAUUUCCAUAAUCUUUGGACAGCUCUGAAGACUUCACCAACCUAGGAGACUUUUUGCUCAUUUGUUGUGCCAGGUACAUGAACAGUAGAGCAUGCUGGGGUUUUUCCUGAUUAGUUCCGCUGAGAGAAACCAGCAGUGGUGUAGUGGAUAAGUACUGCAGGGUAGCACAGCUCCAGGUUGUUUGUCAGAACAGGAGCAAUAAUGUCAUCAGCCUUAGCGAUGUGGUAAUUGGGGGAUUUUCCUUGCUCUGGGAAGUGAAUGAGGCAAUAAUGAAGCCUUCAGAUUUGUAUGAUCGGUAUAGAAAAAGUCACAGAAAGAGGAAAUAACCAAGUAGAGGCUGGGUAGGCCUUUCCAUUCCUUUCAUAAGAUCCCUACUUCAUUCUUGCAGUAGUAGUUUUCUGCAAAAUUGUCUGCAUUUCUAAUUAAAAUGAAAUGGCUGCAUUUCAGCUAGCUGGGGAUUUGUUAUUGAGGCCCGGUGUGUUUUACAAGCUGAAUCCAUGCAGCCUGAAAUAGAUCAAUGGCACUUGCUUGCAGGAAACUGCGCAGCAGAGCAGCAAUGCUGAUCCUAAUAAAUUGUAUUUAGGGAUAAGGGAGAAAUUUGAUUCAGUUCGCAUUUAAAGGUGAACCUACGUAAUUUGCUCCCUCCUAAACAAUAGGUGAACUGAAGCACAGCCAUUGCGUUUUAAACUCUGCUUGGGAGCAUGGAGAUUGGGAACAUGAUGAGCUCCUCCCUUUAAAAUUUACUACUACACCACUGGGUAACCACACAUUUAUCUCUUGACUGUGGAGUUGUAGAAAAAUAUAAUAUUUAUUCAUUAUUACUUACUUCAACAGUUUAUAUACCUCUUAACACCGUAGUCUUAAACUUCGCCUGAUAGUAUUUUGGCAGCUGGUGCAAACUUUUAAACCUUGGCGUUAUAUGCUGGUAGUAUUCUGACCCCACCAGCCGUCUAGCCCAGGCUUCCUCAAACUCGGCCCUUCAGACGUUUUGAGGCUACAAUUCCCAUCAUCCCUGACCACUGGUCCUGCUAGCUAGGGAUCAUGGGAGUUGUAGGCCAAAAACAUCUUCUAGAGGGCCGAGCUUGAGGAAGCCUGGUCUAGCCACAGCAUUUUGUGAGGCUUUCAUGUACUCUCCUUAUAGUUUUCCUCUCCUCUCUUUACAAAGUAUUGCACCAGCAGCUGUCUCAUGAGGUUAUCCACAAACAAGGGGAAAGAAAAAAUUUUAGGAUAACAUUGGAGCUCUGCCAUCCUCAGCUGUUGAAGGUCUCCUGCUUCCUUGCUGCCCCUCAUGCAUGGAACUGUCAUCAUAAUUCCACUUUUCCUACUUUCUGUCCUCGAAACCUACCUUUUCUGUGAAGCUGGGGAAGCCCGGCCAGAUGGGUGGGGUAUAAGUAAUGAUUAUUUAUUUAUUUAUUUAUUUGAAGCAUCUAUUCCUACUGUUGUUAAGCCUAAGGGAGCAAUCACAACCUCCCAAACCUCUGGUAAGACUAUAUUGCCACCACUGCAUACAGCGGUCAGGGCGGAAACUGGAUGGGGGGGAGGUAUUUUUAUUACAGCAAACAGGCAGCAAUCCAUAGGCAAUUACCCAAUCAUUAAGCAAAGAUUCGGCAGCCAUAAUGUACAAAGUUAACUUCACAUUAAAUUAAAUGAUGCAUUAUGCACUAGAUGAGAGACGUCUGGCUUCAGAGCAUCAAUCUGUGUCUCUCUUAAUAUCCAUGGCACUAAUUCCACAAUAGAAAUAGUUAUGGACCCUAAAUUUUGAAACCUAUAAUCUCAGAAGGCCUCUAAGAGGCAGACAUUUCUUCUUAACCAUUACAGGGCAGUUAACAAUUUCACCAGCAGUAAAAAUAACAAAACCAGAUCCUUGCUGGUGAAAGCUGUAUCAUUGGAUGCUACUGUGUCCAUUUUAUUUAUUGUUUUAUUUAUUAAAUUUAUAUACCGCCCUUCAUCAGAGUAUCUCAGGGCAGUUCACAGCAUAAAAUACAAGAUAAAAACCACAAGUAAAUAAUUUAACAAAAGCAACGAAACUGGUUUCACAAAUCAGAAAGUAUUUAAUUUCCUCCAAGACACUAUAAUCUUAUGAAGUCCACACACAUUUUUAUCUGGAUACUUUUCAGGCUAACAGCAGAGCAUCCAAAUUAGUUACAUGCAAAGCAGAAUUUCAGCACAUCCGUACAUUCCAUAUACAUUCUUCAUUUUGUUGUUCAGAUGGAAAUUGGUUGAAAGUGAUUUAACUUCGGAUACACUGCCAUUGAUCUAUUAUGCGGACCCUGGUUUGUACAAAUUGAUCAAGGGAUUCUGGUAUUUAUUUUGAUUGUGGGACAUGCCCCCCCCCCAAGUGCAAAUGAGUCUCAGCAGGAGCCAUAACCCAACUGGAAACUUCCUUGAUGAAAAACUCAAGAUUAAUGACGUUUUUACAGCACACUGUUUUCAAAUUAAGAUAUUACAGCUUUAUAGCCUUUGAAUAUUUGCAAAUGUGAUUCGGGCAUUAAAGUUAUGGACAGCUAACAAUAUAAACCAAGAACUCUUGCAUAUUUUAGUUAUCGUUUCCCUAUGUUUCCCUGAGGUUGUUCUCAAACACUGUAAAUGCAACCUCAACUCCUUGUUCUGUACCCUCCAAAGCAGCAUAAAAUUCAUUCUAUCAAAUAUGUGAAAUCUUGCCAGAGUUCAUGAACCUUUGAACUGAGCUGUGUGAUAAGGAAAACAGAACUGAUUUAUUAUAGAGGACAGAAAACAAAACACAUUUUGACCAUACUCCACUCUAAAUCUUGGCUGUUUCAAACUUCAAAAGGAAAUGUAUUUUAUGUAUUUUGACCCAAAACAUAUUUACCAUAUAACCAACUGCAUUUUACUUCUGAUUUGGGACUGGUGUUGGUAUUAUUUGGGUCAACACUUUCCAAGGGAUUAUUAUCCACUUAAACAUCUUCUCCCCCCCCCGCAACCCUAGUCACCAGAAGGCAAUGUAAAUAGGCAAGCCUUGUCCUACCAUGGAAAACUGAGGAGUUCCCAUGAGGAGUUAGGCCCCCACGUCAAUGUUUAUAUGAUCUCACCAUGGAGAUUAGAUGGAUCCUUGCAAUGCCCACAGGAAAAGACCGGCCACCCUGAGCCAUUGUUACCCAAAAAAGGGGACUCUCUCAAGAGCAGCCCAGUAAUAGGUAAAGGUAAAGGGACCCCUGACCAUUAGGUUCAGUCAUGGACAACUCUGGGGUUGUGGCGCUCAUCUCGCUUUACUGGCCGAGGGAGCCGGCGUUUGUCCACAGACAGCUUCCGGGUCAUGUGGCCAGCAUGACUAAGCUGCUUCUGGUGAAACCAGAGCAGCUCAUGGAAAUGCUGUUUACCUUUCCGCUGCAGCGGUACCAAUUUAUCUACUUGCACUUUGAUGUGCUUUCGAACUGCUAGGUUGGCAGGAGCAUGGACCAAACAACGGGAGCUCACCUCGUCACGGGGAUUCGAACCGCCGACCUUCUGAUCGGCAAGCCCUAGGCUCUGUGGUUUAACCCACAGCGCCACCCACGUGGCCUCCAGCAAAUAGCGCAGAUAACUCUUGGAAGGUGUAUGGUGCAGUUUUACUGCUGAAGCUAAUCGAGCUUCACCCUAAAUGCUCCCCAGAAGCAUAGUCUGCCUGGGAGCUGUAUGUACACUCUCCUGAGCUCCUUAGAGGACAAACAGGUAUCUAGGUGUAAUUAAUUAAACAUAGUAAGCAUGUCAAGGUAAUCAUAAUCACAGAAAAAUAUUGGAUUAUCAUUGUAAUCAAACAUUGGCAAAAUCUUGAGUAUAAUUUUUUCCAGUUUAUGUUUAGAAUAAGUCCAGAUGGAAGGACAAACCAGGAUGCAGGGCUAAGGAGGAGUUUAGGAAAUACAGAGGAAUAUGGGCAAACACAUGGGAAAGUUGAUUUGAAUCAUUGAUGAAAAUUGGUUUCUUCUCUUGCUGAUUUGAAAAUGUACUUGGUUUAAAUCAAGCUACCCUACUCAGGAGCAGCAACAAAAACCUGCAUGGAAUUAAUAGCUCCUGGUUCCGCAGCGUUAUACCCUUAUCCCUCUUCCGAUCAAAGUAAAAGUUUCCUACAUUGUCUGCAGCAGAUUAUUAUAUCAUUUCAAAGAUUGCUCUAAUUCGAGACAAUAUCAUAAUGUUGUCUGUGAUUGCAAAAGAUUAUACCUAGAAGAAGAAUCUGUCAUUUCUCAGCGUAUCUGCUCUCAUAAGCGGAUAAUGAGGAGGAAAACCAGUCUCUCUAACAAAAAAGAAAAGAAAAACCAGGAAAGAUAACAGUCAUUUCAAUUCUGAGGUACUCCGCUUCUUAAGACAUUUUAUUUUUUUUGUAGCUGAGAACAUGUAUUUGAUGCAGCACAAAACAGGUACAGCAAUCACUGAAAACUUGAAACAUAUCACUGACUAAUCCAGCAGGCUGAUCUACAAGCCAUAUGUGCGCUGAGAUUUCUGAGUGGCUCCUGCCCUGAAAUAGUUUCCCAGGACAAGCUGGACUCGGUAUCAUAGGGAAGUCAUUUAUCCAGCGAUGCUUUGCGGGGAGAAGAGGAGCAAUUUCUUCUGCUAGAAGAAAUAAAGGGGGAAAUAUGAGGAGAAGGAAAUGCAUUCAGGCCCCUUGCAAUUACCUAACUUGAUUCUUUAAUAAUAAUAAAAUGCAUUACAUCACAGACUUCUGACAAGCUCCUUCUCCUGUAGGACAGUUUUGUGAAUUCAAAUCUCCAGGGCCUGAUGAGCUGCACCCAAGAGUAUUAAAGGAGCUUUCAGGUGUAAUCACAGAGCCUCCCUAUAAUCUAUAAUCUUUUAGAAUUAUUGGAGAACAAGUGAGGGCCUUUCAGACUGGAGGCAGGCAAAGUUCCCCAUGAUAUUCUUGUGGAGAAGCUAGUAAAAGGUGGGAUAGACAAGGGAACUGUCAGGUGGAUUUGUAGCUGGUGGACUGACUGAACCCAAAGGGUGUUCACUAAUAAUUCCUUGCUAUUCUGUAAAAAAAUGACAAAUGGGGCGCCACAGGGUUCUGUCCUGGGCCCAUUGUUGUUGACAUAUUAUAAAUGACUUGGAUGAAAGAAUUGAGGGUUGUUCAUCAAAUAUGCAGAUGACAUAAAACUGGGAGGGUAACUACUGGCGCAGAAGACAGAAUCGGGAUUCAAGAUGACCUUAACAGAUUGGAGAACAGGGCCAAAACUAACAAAAUGAAUCUCAGUAGGGACAAAAUAUAUAAGAAAUAGAUCUACACUAAAUUAUAGAAUAGCAGUGAAUAGAGCUACAUAUAUGCAGAGCUACAUACAUGCAAGAAUGAAUUUCAAUGAGGAAAGUGUAAGAUUCUACACUUAGGUAGGAGUAACCAGCUGCACAAAUAUAAGAUGAGGGACACCUGGCUUACCAGUAGUACAUGUAGAAAGGAUCUAGGGGUUUUAGUAGACCACAAGCUUAACAUGAGUCAACAGUGUGAUGCAGCAGUGGGGGGGGGGGGGGACUAAUUCCAUUCUAGUCUGCCUCAACAGAAGUAUAGUGUCCAGAUCAAGGGAAGUAAUAGUACUCCUCUAUUCUGCCUUGGUCAGACCACACCUGGAGUAUUGUGUCUAGUUCUGGGUGCCACAAUUUAAGAAGGAUAAUGGCAAGCUGAAACACGUACAGAGGAGGGCAGCCAAGAUUAUUGAAGGUCUUGGAAACCAAGCCUUAGGAGAAAUGGUUGAGGGAAUUUGGUGUGUUUAGCCUGGAAAAGAGGAGACCGAGAGGCAAUACGAUAGCCAUUUUCAAAUAUCUUAAGGGCUGCCACAUGGAUGAUGGAGCAAGCUUGUUUUCUCCUGCUCCGGAGGAUAGGACCCGAAUCAGUGGCUUCAAGAUACAAGAAAGGCGGUUCCAAUUAGAUAUCAGGAAGAACUUUCUGAUGGUAGGAGCUGUUCAACAGUGAACAGAUUCUCUCAGAAGGUGGUAGACUCUCCUUCCUUGCAGGUUUUUAAGCAGAGGUUGGAUGGCCAUCUGUCAUGGAUGCUUUAGUUGAGAUUCCUGAAUUGCAGGGGGUUGACUAGACAAUGUUCAAGGUCCUUUCUAACUCUACAAUUCUAUGAUGCAAUUAUUUCUCUGUAAGAAUUUUUGGAAUCCCCAAAGGGAAAUACGGGAAUAAUGCAUGUAACCUAAAAUCUGCAAAGCAAAGAAGUCAUGGGAAUGUAAUCCACUUUGUGUGGUUUUGCACCAUUUCCCUUCUGCACAUGAAGCUGUCCAUAGAUCACUGUGCACUAAACUUUGCUGAAUAUGUGUCCUUGCCCCACUUUUCUGAGAUGUCAUGAACAGUUGGCAAGAGCAGUGUGAGGGUGGCUGGAGGCUGUCCUCAGACCAAUAAUCAAGUGUCACAUACGACAUUUAUUAAUACUUUUAAGUUGCAUCAUUUUACCUGUCUGUAUGGCCAGAGCAACCUUUUUCAAUCCAUCCUGGCUGGGACUGAUGGCAGCUACAUCUGGAGGGCUCCAGGUGGGUGGACUAGAGCCUCAGGAGUAGGUAGAAAAAUCUGUCAUAUAGAUGGCUUGCAGGGGUGGAAAGAAAGACAUCUGGUUUUGGCAUUCCUUCUUUAAUCAAGUAUGCAAGGAAGGUUAAACAAGGUCUUGGCCCUGUAGGUCUUGUUCAGAUAAAAAAGUCUUGAGAAUCAAGAGAUGUAAAUUUCACAAGGGGGGAAAAACCCUAACCACACAGAGAGAGAAAGGAAUAUAAUUGCUCUUCACGCUCUGCACAGAAGAAACACUUUCUGUAGCACCUCGGCUGCUUCACUGCACUAUCAUCUCCCCCCGCACACACACCAACUUGUUUUACAUUGUGCGAUAAUUCACAUUUUCCAAGCCACCUUUCCAAUUCUGGUUCCCAUUUCUUUUUAGAAACUGACAGGUUUUAAAAAUAUGUUAUGCUAGUUCCUGUUAAGUUGGAAUUAAGUAAUUUGUGCCUGGAGACAGGCGACAGCUUUCUCAAAGGGUUGAAGGUGGCAUAAGCAAAGCAUCAGGUCUCUCUGGUGCACACACCCAACGGAGCUGACAAUAGGAUUUAUUGUAUGGUUCAAGGAAUCCAGCUGGUGCCCUCCAGCUGUUUUGGAAUAGAGCUCCCAUUAUCCCCAGCCAGCACAAUCAGAAGGUGGCCAAAGAUGGUCCUUCAAAACUUUUGAAGGAAAAAAACCCCAAUAUAGAUGGUAUAUUACACCGGUAAAAAUGGCCAAAAUGUAUAGAACAGAAUUGAAGAUCUGUUGGAGAUCUAAAGAAAAGGCUCUGGCAAUGGCGGAGCUCCUCAGUUCGGGAGGAACUUGCUCCGUGAAAAACAGGGUCUGACCGCCACGGCGAAGGUGGAGACCCAUUGAAAUCACAAGCGGGAGAAGCUUGUGAACCUGGGAUUCGGCUGGCACCUUUUGCGCCUCCCCUACUCACGGGGAAACCCUGUUUUGGGGAUCCGGAGCGAUGUGGGGUGAGUGGCGCGGUGCUUUGAAUCGACUGCUUUUUUCACGGAGUGAAGCCGCAUUGCUGUUGCCGGAGAGCACUGACCUUUUCCUGUGGACAAUUGGAUUUUAAACAACUACUCAUGAGUAAAUCGGAAAAUUUGAUUUUUAAAUACUUUAAUUUGGCACUGAAGCGGGAGGUCAUAAACAGGAAGUCCGCCUUCCGUUUUUGUAAACAGACUGAAGCAAAGACAUUACAAGUUAAAGUCUUUGAAAGCUUUUGGCAAAGGAUUAAAUUCCCAUCGGUUUAAAAUACAAAACCCCCCUUGGAAGCAGGAGAAGAGGGGGAAAUUUUGGAUCUAGUGAGCCUGCAGGAGAGAGUGAAAAUCAAAUUACCACUGCUCUGAACCUGGGAACAGGCUGCCAGAUGACGUUUGGAGAGAGUGCAUUUGACAGAACGGAUUUGACAGCUAGCUAAAUAAGAGUAAGAUACUGUUUCCAUUGUCGUCCUCUGCGUUUAAAAAAGAGGAAAAGUAACUGAAAAUUUAUCUUUAAUGCUUGAGUUGUGCCUGAAAGAACUGAUACAAGUGGAGACUGUUUCCUCUAGAGGGAGCUUUUGAAACUGUUACAGGAGUGUAACUGGGGGAUUUCCAGCUGCAGAUAAGGAUUCUGAGAACCAGAGAGUGACCUUGGACCAUUUAAAAAUGUUGACAGGAGAGGCCAUUGUGACUGUUUUAUGUAAGAUAAGUUGUUCGCUGGGACAGCUUCACAAGAAGAUGGAUGACAUGACUUUUAAAGUUGAUAAUUUGGAACAGAAAGUGACUAAUUUGAGUGAACACCAACACAGAAAUAAUUCAGGACUUGGUACAGGAAUCCAUUUUGGCAGGACAAAUGGUGGAGGAGAAGGAGGAGAAGGAGAAUGCUGCUGUUGUUGAACAUAAAGUAAUACAAGUGAGAUCCGUGGCUUUACAGAAGCAAAUUGAGGACUAUAAGUUGAGGCCUUUUAUGAUUGAAUCUAGGAAAAGUCAGACUCUGAGGAAUGGAUCCUGGCUUGGACUAAAGAAAGAAAGUUGGAAAGAUCCCUCUAUGCAGGGAUUAACUGACUUUUGGGACAUGGACUUGGGCCUGGAGGAGAUUGACGUUUUGGGGGCCUUUGGACUUGGAGGAAUCUUGAAAUAUGCCCUGAAAUACUUUAUGGACUGUAGCUUUAACUAUGGAAAUUUGGCUGAUCUGUUCAGAAGGAAGAAAAGGAUUGACAGGUUGGAGCUUCCCCGAGAUUUGCUCUUUAGCAUUAAAGGAAAUGAAGAAGACCUGCAGAAGGGACUUGGAAAAGAGUUAAGAGCCUCGGACAUAAGAUCACCAGGUUGAUGGACUUUAUGGAGUUGACGGAAAGGACUGGCAGAAUCCGAAACCAGGGAGAGGAGAUGGUGGAAGAAGAUUGGAAAUUUAAAGUUUAUAUAUAGACUUAUGGUAAAACUAAGGAGUGAUAGAAAAAUGGUGGAAUGAUUUUUUUAUGGGCUUAGCAGAAAUGUUAUAAGGAGUUAAGCAUAUAUAAGUAUUUUAGUUUUAAUGGAAAAUAAGGUUAAAAAAUACGUUAUUUACAAUAUGAUAGAAAAUGGAGAAAGAUGGAAAGGAUUUGCUGAAACAAUAGAAGUGGAAUACAAAAAGGGAGGUGAGAGGAGGUCGAGGAAACAAGGGAAUGAAAGAUAGAGUAUGGAGAAGAGAUGAUGUAUGUUUUUAAAUUGUUUUUGUUUUGUUUCAUUUAGGGUUAAGGUUAGGGAGUGGGGUUUGUUUAGUUUAGUUUAGUGUGUUUAGUUUUGAGUUUAGGUUGUGUUUUGCAUUGUUUAUAUAUUGUAUUGUUUUUUUCUUUUUGCUUUCCUCCUUUCUCUUUUUUUCUGUUUUUUUUUCUUUUUGUAAUCUAUAAAAGUAAUAAAUAUUAUUUAAAAGAAAAGAAAAGGAAGGUACCUUUUACCAUAUGUGGUGGGAAUGUAGACAUAUAAAAAAAUUCUGGGAAAUGAUAUACAAUGAAUUGAAAAAAAUGUUUAAAAUAACAUUUGUAAAAAAGCCAGAAGCCUUUUUGAUAGGUAUUUUAGAUCAAGAAUUACCAAAAUUAGAAGACUAGAGAAAUACCAAUGAAAGAACAAUGGCAAGAAAAAUUGAUGAACUAUGCAGAGUUAGUGAAGUUAACAAAUUACAUGAAAAAGAUAACAGUGACUUCAAAAAGGAAUGGGAGCUAUUUACAGUCUACUUGCAGAAACAACAAAAAUAAAUGGACUCAUUGGCAGGAUUUGAAUAAACUUUCACAAUUUUAUUGAGUUUAAACAUAGAGGACGAUAUUGCAACAACACCUAAUAGUAUAUAUACAUGCAGAAUAUAACAAACAAUGUAACAAACCAGAAGGGGAAGUUGAGGGAAGUCGGGUGGGGAGGGAGAAGAUUGUAAAUGUAAUGGUAAGGUAGGAUUGGAUAUUGGUAUGUGAUAUAUGGAAUUUGCAAUUAUAAAACCGCAAUAAAAAUUCAUUUUUUAAAAAAACAAAAAACCCAAAACCUAUCUGAUAAGAAUUGUGUGUAUGUACCACUAUUCUAUCCAACCAUUAUACCUUUGUCAUUUAGCUGUUUUGGGCAUGAAUCAGGCAGUUUUCGCAAGCUGGAAAAAAGGUGUUUUAUGCCCCCCCCCCCCCUUGUCACAUUCCUAACUUCGUGUGGAAUGCUGAUGGCAAGUGAAAACCUGGGAAUGCAAAAGCCUGAUUUGUGUGAUUUUUCUUCUGAGAUGGGAAUCAUUGUUUGAAUUGGGUAGCUUCAAGUGUAGGUGACUACAUGGAGUAGGAAGAGAAAGGAGGAAAAUUUCAGGUGGACCCCGAAGUAUGCUUUAUUGAACCCAAAGCUGUUCAAAUAUAAAUUGUUCUUCAGGAGCGCAACCAAAUCCCUUGGUCUUGAAAUUCUUUUGCAAAAUACAUGGUGUGCCCAUGUCUUAUACUAGCUAUAUGCAUGACUGAGGGAAGAAAUGUAUAUUCUGUGCUGGAAGAUUAGAGGUCUUGACGCUGGCCAGUCAUUUUGACUUGACACUUUUAAACCCCCUUAGAGAGAGGCUUAGCAGUAGUAGGCUGCAGGGCUCUAAACCUAAGGAGCUAGAGUCAGUCAUGGCUUCCCUGUAAAAAUAAAACAAAAAAAAACAUGGAAAAUGCAGCUUGUUAAGGGUACUGAAAGUACUGUUAUAUCAUUUUAUGGUGUGCUACCUGCACAGAUUGGUUGUGUGCCAUCCAGCCUUCGCACCAAUUAGUGACCUGGGUCUGGAUUCUGGACUCAGUCUGGAGGAACAUUUGAAUUAAAUGAAUUGAAUUAGGUGCAUUAAAAAUGGCAUCUGGAGCCAACCAUCUAGGCUGGAUGGUAGGAAGAAAAGAGAAUCUAAUUUAGUGGUUCAACACACACACACAAAAACAUUUUUAUUUUAGAUUUUAUUGGGGGGUAGUACUGCUGCAGUUUUGUGUAAGCACAAUAAAAAUCUCUUUUUAAGAGAAGGUUGUUCUUUUUUUCUAAAGUACAUAUUCAUAAAAAAUAAUGUUAUGAAAUUCUCCAACUGAAGUGGCAUUUGGGGCAUAAUAGAACCAUGGAAUAAUAAAGGUGUGCAAUUGGAAGAUUCUGCCCAUCCUUAAUGGCACACGUUGGGACUAUAUUCCUAGUCUGGGCUUCACGCAGUAACAUUUGCAACCUGCAAACUUGUGGUAGAGCAUCACAUGGAAUGUCCCCACCCAAGUCCAACAGGUGGUUGCUGGAGUCAGACAUGUUCAUCCUUAUUCUCUCCAGGUCAGCACCAAUGUCAUUUCUGUUCAGUGUUUCUGCCAUCACAGCCGCAUCGCCACUUUUGCAGUCUCCUCUACACUUCUGAUAGCAUCCUCCAAAUCACUUUGAGUUGAGAAACAGUAGUUUCCAUCUUCUUCUUUUGUGUGACCUCAAGAAGCUACCCUCCUGUUUUAUCUUUGUUCCACAGCUGCUCAUGUUUGGCCUGCUUGAGAUUAGCUUUACGCUCAGCCGUAGGGCUGCCAGAUUUCAAAAAGAAGCCAGGACACCCUGAAAGUUAUUGAGCUUUUUUUAUAUACACACACCCGGAAUGUUGUUGGUUCCUCCCACUUUUGCUUCUGCAGCCCCCUGUGUCAUCUCAGAGGGUUGGUGGACCUUUUGAAACAGUGUGGAAGGUGAGGCAGGAGACUCAAGAGGAAAGGGAGAUAUUCUAAAAUUCAACACAUCCCUUCCAUUCACAGAAGGCUUCACUGGAACAAAAAGCCUUCUUUGAGUGGAGGAAAACUAUUGGGUAAAACUCUUUAUUUAUUUAAACCUUUUAAAACCGCACCUCAUUGCAAUUGCCCUCAUAAAGCAGUGUGCAAAUUAAUUGCACAAUAAGCAUAACUCUUGGCACUGAAAUAUUUUUCCCAGUUAACUGCAAUGUUUCUGUUACAUUCACAACAUUCUAGUUUUAAGAGAAUCUGCAAGUACAGCAGCCAACGCUUGAAAUCUUGGUUCUCUGGAAUCUUUCCCUAGAAUGAGAUUAUAUAAACUUUGUCCUUUUUAUAUUGGCCAAGCCUUGGAAUUGCCUCCAAGAAAUUUUAUACAUGCUAGUUUACUGUCAAAAUGCACAGUAUCCCUGAUAGAGUGUUUUUUGGGUGGGUGGGUGGGAGUAGACCUUCAUCUCACUUUUGUUUAGUUUUUUAAACAAGUCAGAGAAUAUCCCCAUCUGUUUCUUUGCAGAUGAAACUAUAGUGUCUUUCAUUAGCCUUGAGAAUUCAUCUCUCAAAAAAUCCCAGUGUUGUUGAUGCUGGUUAAAUUCAUGGAGUCUAAUGAGAAUUUAUUCGUCCCCCUGAAUUGCACAUACUGUUCUUGUUUGCAAUGCCUCAGGCUAUUUUUAGCCUUAAAUCUGCAAGAUAUCAGAACCAUAGGUCACCCUCUAUUGAACAGGGUUUGAUCCCUUUCCACCCCAACCCUGAAUUUUUUAGGAUUUCAUGUCUCUGGUGUAUGCAGCCUGUGCUCUUCUAGUUUUCUUUUCUUUUUUUUAAUAUAGUUUUUCUUCCUCUUCUUUUGGAAGCUGUCUCUCUUGAGAGCAUAACUGGGUUAUACUGGAGACAUAUAAUUUAAUGUUAAAUUAAAUUACAUCAGAUUCAGUGAUGCCUGCAACACCAGUUAGAUUCCCCAGACGAUUCUGGGAAAUGAUUCCCCAAAUUUCAUGGGAAAAGAAGAGAACUAGAACGUCACAUUUGCCUCAUGCGCAUUAGCUCAAAAUAGUAAAGAGAGGGAGAAAAAGCAAUAUUUUGCAGGGUCAUGUAAAGCAUCUGCUUAAAGUAUUGCAGGCUCUUUCAAGCACCGAUGCCAUGGAUUACAUAUUCAAGUUAAAAUCUAGUGUACUUGCUUGUGACCAAUAACCACCUUGAUUUUUCAUAUUUUCCCUCUCUUUACAUUUUAUCUUUAAUAGGUGGCCAGUUUCUUAAAAUCUGCUUCUUGCUCUGACUCCACAUUGUGUGCAUUCGGUAUGAAUCAAAACCACGUUGCAGAGGCGUGCAUGUGAAUAGUGUUACCUUGUGAGCAGGUCUCAUCUUGCAGGCCUUUCCCGUUGUCAAAAUGCUGUCAGCAACUCCCAGCCCAGGAAAGUAUAAAGAUAAGGGCAGAUUUCUUACCGUCCUUUUUUUAUUCAGUAUUCACAGAGAGAGGCUAUAGAAUCCGGCCUGUUGGAUAAUGGCGUUGUCCUGAGUGAAUCUCCAGCCCCAUUCUCUCCCACUUCCUCAUUCGUCAUCUCUAUGGGUGCUGCUACGUGCCCUCUGUCUUGGAGCUCUUUGUUCUCCUACUUUCAAGGCUCUCCGGGUUCUGGGAGAGGGGAGUCUGGAAUGCUUUCCAAUGACGUGUCUGCCAGGUGUUGCUCUGGCUCUCCCAUGAUUUCCCAACUUUCCCCCUCAUCUGCCUCUGAGCUGUGACCUCCCUCAGACCCCUGUUGUAAAUCUAUACCGUCUUCCUCUUCCUCCUCCCUGGAAGGGUCAGGCUGAGGAGAUGAUCUCCACCAUUCCUCCUCUGCCCAGUUCCUGACACCCAUUGAGACACCCUUUGGCAGGUCAUGAAAUCCAUUGGAAAGUCUUAUAUAAAUUAGCUGGCUCACAUAUUCUCACUGUUCCAUAGAAUACCAUAGAAUCGUAUCAAGUUGGAAGGGACCCUGAGGAUCAUCUAAUCUAACCCCCUGCAAUGCAGGAAAAUGCAUCUGUCCUUUACGGGGAUCAAACCUGCAACCUUGACAUUGUCGGCACCAUGCUCUCACCAGCUGAGCUAUGCAGCUUCACCCACAUUUGCAAAGACGUCUUGUGAAAGCCUGGCUGUCGCAGGAGCACAUAAUUAAUCAGAAAACGUCUUUCUGUGUCUUCCCUUCCUCACAAUGAACUUCUUUUAGAGAAUGGAGCACACAGAAUGCUAAUUACAUUUUAUUUAAACAAGCCAUAGCUUUUCUUAUCCAAAGUUAGUUUUGUUUUACCGCUGCUCCUCUCAUGCUUUUGUUGUUUGAUGAGCAGUGUGAUCAAACAAACUAUGGUUAGCCAAUGGUUCAGAAUUUACAUGCAACAAACAGCAAGCCAAAGUUAAAACUAGCAUGGUUCAUAAGACAACAACAAACCAUGGCUUCAGAUUGUGUGUUGCCGGCAGUAAAGAAAUCAAGACCAGGGUUUAUAUAUCUCACUAAGCCAUGGUUUCUCCUGCCAAUCUAGCAGUUCAAAAGCAUGUCAAAGUGCAAGUAGAUAAAUAGGUACCGCUCUGGCGGGAAGGUAAACGGUGUUUCCGUGUGCUGUUCUGGUUUGCCAGAAGCAGCUUAUGUACGCCGGCUCCCUCGGCCAAUAAAGCAAGAUGAGCACCGCAACCCCAGAGUCGGUCACGACUGAACCUAAUGGUCAGGGGUCCCUUUACCUUUACCUUAAGCCAUGGUUUAAUAAACAACUGUUUAGCCUUAUUCACAAGCGAGACCUCUUAUCGUUUCCACAGAGAUACUGCUGAAAAUAGCUUAUGUGGGUGAAUUGUACUCAUUCCACUUUUAAUAUGGAGGGCUACUUGCCACAUGGAUUCUCUGUCCCUCCCAGCAGCUGCUCACUAUGAGGAGCAGGAGUUAGUUUUUCUGUUUUUCUUGGAACUUGAAGGAGAGUCCUCGUUCCUUUGAAAGAAUGGAAGGACAGUCUAAAAUAACCCAAAGGGAGGGCUUUGUAAUUUGAAAUACCUCCAUCUUCUAAGAAAAAAAAAAUACUUUCUUGAAGCAUCUUUGUAUAUAUUUCUUGUUUUUCAUCAUUGGGCUGGUGCAACUGUCUUGUUUUUGUGUAGGAAAAAUGACCACUUGCAUUUGUAUUGCUACAGUAUUUGAAAUCUUCGUAAGAAAUUCCCUCCUAGACAAAUGGCAGGCAUAACUUGUCACCAUCAUGAGUGCUUAAUCAUCCAAGGCCCUUUUAUCAGAGAGAAAAUGAAUCAAUCUGGAAAAGAGCUGGAUGUUAGGUAUUGACAGCUUAAUUAAAAUUAUAACAGAGAAAGAUACCAAAAUGGUUGUUAGAAUUUCCCUUUGCCAGUCUAUUACAUAUGGUUUCCUAACCACACUUUGCAUUCAGAAGCAUUAGUAGAAUCCAGACUUUCAUAAUAAUCUUAGAGCCUGUUUUUUGUCUGAAAGAACCAAAGUCUCAAAACUUUAUGCUGAUUUCCCUAAGGUGCUCAAAUUGCUGGCUCCUCUAGAGGUAACUAAUAGCAGUCCUAGGCAUGUCUACCCAGAAGUAAGUCCAAAUAAAAUCAAUGAUAUUUACACCCAGCUAAGUAUGAAUGUUGUAUUUAACAGUGAACUACUAAUGAGGUUUUUGUGAUAGUUCUCACAACACUGUAGUCAACAGGUACUUACAAAGUGGCACAUUGCUAGAUAGCUAGUAAGUGUAUGCUUCAACAGUUGAAAAGAAUUGAGAUUUUAUAUCAGGUUGAAAAGGAAAGGGAUGGCAACCCACCUCAUUUCAAGAUUAUGCAUUUUAACUGUGUGUAGAAGCUGUGUUGCUAUCACAGGUAUGACACGGUGAAUACUUCCUUGCUGUUUAUCAAACGACUGCACAAAUCUGAAAAAUAAAAAGUUUCCAUUGGUGUAUUGGAAAUUGUCCAUUGGGCAGGAUGAUCUGCUACACAAAAAUGGAUGUAACAAACAUUUUACAAGAAAUUUCAUUGUACAUACAGACACAUUCACUUGAUAUUAAGAUGACUGUUUUUAAUGCCUUCAGCAAUAAAUAAUUGUACUUUGGGGAUAUAAGUGUAAGCCUAUCAUAAACCCAUUGGUUAAGACUGGUACAUUUCAGUUUUCUUUUCUAGCUUUUCAUUUGAUAUGUAACAAAGAUGAAAAACUGUUAAUGGUGGAGAUAGUCCAGAUACUGCUGGCAAAAGAUACCGAAAUGUAGAAAUACGAAACUACAUCUGUUAGGGUGUUGUGGAAAUAGAUAUGGCAUCACAAUUCACACAAUCAGUUCUCACCUGGGACUCAGCUUCAUUGGCAAAGAAAAGGUGUUUUAUAUGUGUUGUUUGUGACACCAGAUGGCGCUUUGGAGUUCCAUUUGAGCCAACCCGAUUUCUCAUACAAAGUUUAAAACACGUUUAACUGAAAUGCUUCUUUGAUGUGUCUGGAUCCAGCCCUGCUUGAAGCACCUGAAGUGUGUUUUGUGAUGCACUUGUUUGUACGCUCUGCCUUUUUUUCCUAAGCUGCAAUGUUGGGCUCAUAAACUUUCCUUAUUAUUAUUUCUGAUGUGAAAACAACAUUUACAUGGAAGUAAGUUUGGGCCGUGCCAGAUUUUUUGGAGGUUUGUUUUUCAGUGCAAACAUUGAUAAGGCAUCAGUAAUGUGGGAAAUUUCCCACCUGAAUUGAUUUCCCACCAAAUCAUUUGUAGUCCUUAGUGUGGAGUAAUGGGGGAAAAUAAGAUACUUUGCUGGUUUCAACUAAUUCAGUGUGCUAGUGGAAGCCAGAACAAGCACUCCCACAUCCACAGGGGUUUCUCUCCCCCCCCCCAUCCGCAAAUCCACAAUGGAAGGGUGGGAGAACCCCAAAAACAGCACUGGGGGGGGGGAGAGAUCAUUCUGACUGGCAAAUAAAAAGGCUUGUGCUGACAGAAUGAUUAUAUCAGUGGUACGUUGGUACUGAUUAUAUCAGUGGUACUGCCUUUUCGAAAACAUGAAAAGGUUUGGAAAAAAAUGUGAAGACCAUUCAUCCCAGCUUCAAGUAAAUGCUGUUGCUUCACUGGAACCGAGGUCAGGUUCUUAAAAUACUCAUACGGAUAGAAAUAAAGGUAAAGGAUCCCUGACAGUUAAGUCCAGUCACGAACGGCUCUGGGGUUGCGGCGCUCAUCUCACUUUACUGGCCAAGGGAGCCGACGUUUGUCCGCAAACAGUUUUUCCGGGUCAUGUGGCCAGCAUGACUAAGCCGCUUCUGGCGAAACCAGAGCAGCACAUGGAAACGCCGUUUACCUUCCCGCCAGAGCGGUACCUAUUUAUCUACUUGCACUUUGACGUGCUUUCGAACUGCUAGAUUGGCAGGAGCAGGGACCGAGCAACGGGAGCUCAGCCCGUCGCGGGGAUUCGAACCACUGACCUUCCGAUUGGCAAGCCCUAGGCUCAGUGGUUUAGACCACAGCACCACUCACAUCCCAAUACUCGUGUGGAUACCCAGGGACAAAGCACACAUGUACAGCUGCUGUGUCUUCAUGUGCAUAUGUUUUAAUGAGAAGGACUGGGAUGAUAGAAGUGGGUGGUUCAUAUUUGAGGUGUCGCCUGUCAUUUUGUAUUUAGACAGUCACACUGAGGCACAGAGCAACUGUCCCUUUUUAAGGGUACUUGGAUUAUACUUCAAACGUUUUUACUAACAUAACUUAAAAGCUACUUUUAUGUGCAUUUUCUUAGGGAAAGUAUUGCUGGAUUCAGAACCACCUGACCUAGUAGAUCUGGAAGCCAGAGGCUUUGAAUAUAGUGUUGCCUGAAGCCUCCUGCUUUAAGGAUACACCUUGUUGUAAAAGAAGUUCCUUUAAAUAUGAGCGUGGUCUCAUCCCUGAAACUUGUUUUUAAUAUUGAGAGUUGGUCUUUGUAAAAUAGGGAAGGCAAGAGAGUCUCUGAGCUGGACCAGAUUAAAGGGAAUGGCUUUCUAGCCAGAGGGGAUGGCUUUAAGGCAGUCCAUUAGUUGCGGUAAUUAACAGCUGCAGUUUAUCCCAGAAAAUCACCAGUCCUUAGAUCACAUCUAAAAUUGGCAUCUUUGUUGCAUUUUUUUCCUCCUUCAGCAGGGCUCCUGUGCUUUAUUAACAGCUGCAUAAAGGAUAAAAACUCAGUAGGUGAAGGUUUUCCAUUCUACAUUUCCAUUCUGACAAAAAAAACAUUGUCCUGUUUAAUGUCUGUUUACCACAAAAGGCAUAGAGAAGCUGCUAAGCGGAGAAUAUGUGUCUUAAGAAUGAGUAUUCUUUAUCAUAGGCACCUUAAAAUUUUCUUUAUUUAUUAAAUUUGGAUCCAGGAAAUCUGCCAUUACAUACACUGUACGGUGUAACAGAAAUGCUGUCUCAUUCAGCCAAUGGCCACAUUUGAACAUCAAACUGAGCCAUCGUUUAGGGUGUUGUGAAUGAAUGUGGCCUCCCCUUGGGCUCGCACCCACACCCACAACUUCCUUGUCUUCUUACACAUCCAAGAGAAAAGGAGGAGUUCAGAAGCUUUCACUUUCAGUUCACAAUGUCAUCACAACUGAGGACUAUGAUUAAAAUUAACCGUGGUUAAUUUUAACAAGCCAGCUGCUGAAACCACAGUUUAAGUUGGGCUGUUGUUGUUAAUUAAGCAGAUGGAGACUUGGCAUGUUCGUAUCGUGUUAGGCCAUUGUUUUAACAUGAUGCCUGAACACAGUCAGUACUUUUGGACCUACACAAACCUCUUUAAUAGCAGUUGGAUGAUCUUUAACUACUCCCAUCAUUUUCAUCAUUACAAGAAAUCUGAUUUUGUUGUUGCACAAGAGGGUUUUGCACUUAGCAGAAACAUAGGCCAUUGCAGUCGUUCAUGAAAUGAACCCUUUGAGAGUUUGAGCAAAGUUUUAUAUUAAAUGUCAUCAACAGUAUUGCUAGGUGAAUGUUUCUUUACACUGAGUAUUUCUAGAUUACAGGUAUAAUCUCUUUCACUAUUUUGAUUCAUUAUAUAUUUAAGCACAGACAUUUCCUUACAGAAUUCAGAACCUGCAACGGCUAAGGCAGUGUCUACUUCAUUUCCCACUAGACAAAUAUUUGAUCAGAGUAGAGUCACCGUGACAAUUAAUUGAUGGCCAUUCCAAAUUCAUUAUUAGGCAAAUGAAGCUGUUCCUUUCGCACAAUGAUUUAUUUAUUUUUUGCUCAUGCUCCCUAUGCACCCUUCUCCAAACCCACUCUGGAAGGUUGAGGGGAAAGGUCAGAACAGAUUGGGGGGGGCAGUUAGAGGAGAUGGAGGCAGUGUAGCAUUGCACUGCCAGAAAUCCUGCAUAACAGAACUUCUUUGUUGGGUACUUCCCAAAGUGUUUAGCUUUGCUUGCUAAAUUAGAUCACUCUCUAGGGCACUUAUAAGAAAAUCAAGGCAAACUACCUCAUCCAAAUUGCCCUAUUUUUCUCAAUCCAUUCCCCCCCCCUUUAAAAUCCAUAUAAUUGUGCAGUGUGUCUUCAUACUAGAGCUGGUACCCUCAACGGCAUGACACUGUAUUUUUCUGGUGCCUUAUUUAUUUUAUUGCCAUCCUUUUUUGUAAAAUGCUUUGAGGCUUUUUCUACAAUUAAGGGGUAUUUCAAUUUCAUUAAAAUAAGUGAUGAGGAACCAGGAUGUAGAAGCUGGUAUGUUUCAGUAGUAAUAAGCUAAGAGUAGGCUUACGUUUCUGCGCUCUGCCUCUCAUCUAGUUAACCUGGUUAGUCCAAUAAAAGGCAACUCUGUUUCUGUUCAGAUUUCAAUUUUCUACUACCUGUUAAUGCUUCAGACUGUUGAUUACAUUUUAGUAUCAUUCUGGUAGGCUUCUCAAAUAUAUCCACAACCUUUAGCCUAGUAACCCAAACCAUCCGCUGAGUAUUAUUGCUAAUGUAAUAGUCUCUUUAAUUCUAAAUGCUCUGUUUCAGAAUACUGAAAUGUUUUCUCUAUAGGCCAUUGAAGCCUAUUACAGAAAAGUAAACGAAGUCCUGAAUGAAAUUGUGUGACUGUGAUUAAGAGCGUGUUAUUUUAAGGCGAGCGCAGCCGAUAAAAUGAAUGUGACAUUUUAUUAUGUGUAUAGUGUCACGAAAGCUUUGUCGCGGAGAGCUUUGUAUAGGCUUUUGUUUUAGCGCUAAUGCUUUUCCCCUUUUCCACACAGAUUAAGUACCUGAAGUACAAGUAGGAAACCAUUUUCUUAUGAGCAGCCCCAGUGGAGGCUGGUCCAUUUGGUGUGAAUGGGGCAAUGGGACGCACCAACCCAAAGGGCUUUUAGGGAAUCCAGCUUAGCCUGAGGAAGGUGCGAGGAUUGCUGGCGCGUAUCUCAGUCUUCCCUCAACCCCUUAUUUCCAAACAGAGCAGAGGUUGGCACUGCUUGCCAGCUUCCUUCUCCUGGGCCUCAGCAUUGCCCUUGUAGAACCGAGUGGGGAGGAGGGGAGGGUGGAAAACAAAACUAGAACUGGCUCUCUUUGUCUGUCAGUGGCUCUGGAUCCACCUGGAUCCCUACCAGUCACCAAUGGGACCCAGCCAGCACUGCCAUUUAUUUUACAUACGAGUAAAUGGCCUCAAAAUGACUGUCUUAGUUAAGGAUGGUAGCCUACCAACAUGGUGCCUGGUGGCAUUCAACAUUAUGUUGCAGUCACAUGUUCAGGGAUCCCAGAGAUUUGCAAAGCGGCAAUGCAACAUGUGAUCACAACACCUUUAAAAACAAUCACAUUUCAAUCUGUCUUGCAUUCAUCUAAAUAGAGUAACGACUGGGGUAUUUCUGAAGAGAGUUCUGCACUUACAAACACCUUAUGAGCCCUUCAAAGCCGUUCCUUUACUAAAUUUGGAUUUUUUUUCUUUUUUAAGUCAUAAAAGCCUACCUUAUGUAAGCCUAAUAAUGCUUACAAAAGUUUCUCGUACAGCUUGGUAAGAUCUCUCUUAGCACUUGCUUCUGCCGCCUCUCUCGCCAUCAGUACUGCCUAAGCUUUGAACUUUCAAUAUGAUCUGAUUAGAAGUAGACUCUCAUAGACAGUGCAGGAAAUGAGUAGGCUGGCUUGUUGACUGCAGCUGGUAACACAAGAGAGGCUCUUGCUAAGGAAAGGUGAAUGACAGUCAAGAGCCAAACUUACUUCCAAUGUUUCAUUCAGGUAUAGCAACAUCACUAUGUCAGCAUAGCAUCUCCUUCCCCUCCCUUUGCCAGUCCAUUAGAUGGGAUUUAGUCAAGACUGACUGUUCUGUCUCUCCCCCCCCCCAUUCCUGAGAAUUAUGAGAUAAUUUUGUUCCUGUGUCCAUUCAUUUUUUAAUUAAGUUGUUAAGAGACACAGGGUUUUGGGUGGCCAUGUGAACUCAUAUAUGAACUCAUGCUACAGCAGAGGCCUGUGCACUUGUCCGUCUCCUUUUUCAGUGUGGAUAAUUGCGACGUGCUGAGUGGAAGAAUCUUUAAUUUAUUAAGAUUUCACAAUUCAUAUGCCAUCUAGGACACAGGGGAGACUUAAAUUUUCUCCCUGGUGCUGGUGAUGAAAGUAGAAGGUGCUGCCAAAAGAGCUGCACCAGUGUAAGAUUUCAACGACCAGAUACUCUUGUUGUUUGUUUAUAGCACCCAGUGAAGUCAUCCUGCUCCCAUAAGAACGUCCACUUAAACAGCAGAAUUCCUGCAGCCCUGCAGGCUCACCAAAUCUGUUCUGAGGAUUGCCUCAGGUUUCCAGAGUGGAUUUGCAGAGAAACAUGGGAGACAUACCUCUUGAAUUGUCUGCAUAUAAAUCCAUAACUCAUGUCAUAAUGGAGAUGAGACCCAAAAGAUGUGAAUUCUUGGUUGGUGAAAGUCCUACACUCAAAGACCUUUGAGCAUCGUCUUACAGUCAGGAGCAAUGAAGGCAGAGGGAAGCAGAUCCUCCGCACCCCUUCUUGCUUCCAUGCUUCUUCCUAUGCACUCUUUCGCGCAUGCUAACACACAGAAUACAGAGCCCCUCAGAGUGUGCUGCUGGUGACUCUCCCUUCUUUUUGCUCCUUCAGCUUCUGUAUGGAUUGGGAAUUGGAAUUAGGGCAGGGAAGUCUCUGUUAUCCUCAGGGCACUUGCACCCCAAGGGCUUAUUUUAGUUCAGCUAUUCGUUGAAGGUUGGUUAUACAUAAAAUCAUGCUUAGGCUGGCUUGUGCCCAGCAUGUACUGAAGCCUGAGAAUCUAAUUGGAAAUGAGAAGGUGCAAAAUAAUAAAGAUUGCAUCUUUAUUAAUUUUUCCCCACCACAGUAAAUUGCCAUGAUCCCUUUGGUCCACUAUUUCCCAGCAUUUUUUCCAAACAGCUCAGCAUGUGGUAGAGGUACUUGUGCUACACAGUCGCUUUGGGCUAUAUGAAAAACACGCAGUGUGAUUUAUCAAAUUUGCUGAUGUUUGUCACAUCAUUCUUUUGUAUUUCAGUUUUAUUAAAGUUUGCCAGAAGCUGUAAUAGAUGCUAGCAGUGCAGGCCAAACAGUGGGUAAUCCUCUAAGGAUUCAAUCCAAGCCUCUGUUUGAUUUGUAAAGCUGGCUUUUGAGCAUAGGUGCACCACAUGUUCUCCAAACCGACAACAUAUUGCCUGUGGCAAAAUUUGAAUUGUACAUCUGAAGCCGUACUGAGCCCCUGUGUUUAUCACUGCCAUGGUGUUUCAACGUCUUAUAUUUUUUAAGGCUCUGAGGCAGAGAUUCAAACUGUGAGUUUGAUUUCUCCUUUUAGCCCUUCUUUUGUGCUUUUCUGGUCAUGGGUUUUAUUUUCAUUUUAGAUAGCUUCAGCGAUGAAGUGAGUUUUGUCUGGAACACUGUGCAUUAAGUUGUCCAGGUUGCCCUAAGUUGCGCUAACAGAGGCAGACACCGUGACAUUGGAAUUCAGGCACACCAAACUAGUCAAGUUCACACUUACUAAGCAAGUGUUUCCACAGGACACUCUAGCAGAAGAACAUAAGAAGAACCUGCUGAAUCAGACCAAUGGUCCAUCUAUUCCACCAUCCUGUUCUCACAAUAGUCCUCUUGAUGCCUGUGGGAAACUUGCAAAGUGGACAUAACUCAGCCCACCUGCCACUCCCAGUGACUGGUACUCAGGGGCAUACUGCCUAUUGCUAGGACUUUAAAAUUAUUAAUUGGUCUAGAACUGCAUAGGGGUGAUAGCAUACAAACAGCCAGCGACUCCCCAAACUUGUGGGUGAGUGGAAUAGGGGACGCAUCACCUGGACCACUAGCUGGUCCAGCUAGUGACAGACAAGUGUAGUAUAGGGCAUUUUAUUAUUUAGCAAGAAAAUAAAUAAAUGAUGAGCAUCCUUCUCACCCAGAAAGAGUUUAAACACUUACAAGUAGAAGAAGACAUUUGUCACCUCUGGAGGUGGGAAUUCAACCUCACAGCAGGUAGCUGUGGGUUCUCCUCCUUGCUCUUGUCAACUUCUCUUGUCUUGUACAAAUCAUGACAUUAAACUUCAAUCUCUGAUUGGUCAGGGACCUCUAAAUGGGCAUCGCCCCUUUCCUGGAGGGGUGUGUGUUAAUAAUUAAUUCAAUUUUUGCAACAACAAAAAACCCUGACUGUUCCUCGUUUUCUGUCCUACUGCCUUGUUGAUUCAUCUCUGAUCUCCGGACAUCUCUUGGUUUCCCCCUAAAAAUAGGUACUUAUUCUGAAUAGUGUUCCCUGAUAUGCCGACUUUUCUUGCCUUCCAAUUUCAGUUCUGCAUUCUGUGUUCCCAUCCUGUUAUCCUUAACAUCUGUACCCCAAAUGUACUACAUGAUGAUGAUUGAUUAAAUUCAUUAGUCACUUUUUUUUGCCACAGCAGUGCAAAGCGACUUAACAAUAUUUUAAGCAAAAAAACCAGCAUUAUAUUUCCCCCUCUUGAAAUCCUUUUCCUAUGUAUAAGAUACUGUCAGCAUAUGUUUAUAUACUGAAACGUGUUUUUGCUGAAAUGGUAAAUCUAAAACUCCCAACACACUGUCAGUGGAGGUAGAGCAGAGCCAUCACAGCUAGUAGCUGUUGAGAGCCAGGUCCUCCAUAAAUUUGUAUAAUCCUCUUAAAGCCAGCCAUGUUGGUGGCCCUCGUUGCCUGCUGAGGGAGCAAGUUCCAUAGUUGCUGCCUGGAGAAGAAGCUCUUUAUCUGUCCUGACUCUUCUGACAUUCAGCUUCAUUGGAUGUUCCUGAGUUCUAGUGUUAUGAGAGCGGGGGGGGGAGAAAACUUUAAUUUAUCCACUUUAAGCACACCAUACAUAAUUUUAUACCCCUCUAUCUUAUCUCCUCUUAUUCACCUUCUUUCCUAAACUGAAAAUCCUCGAAUAUUGUAACCUUCUCUCCUUGGGGAGUUGUUCAAGCCCUUGGUUGCUCUUUUCUGAACCUUUUCCAACUCUACCAUAUCCUCUUUGAGGCAAGGCAACUGUACACCGUAUUCCAAAUGCAGAAUUAUAAUAUUGUCAGUUUUAGUUUCAGUUCCUUUCCUAAUUACAGCUAUUGCACACUGGGUCGGCAUCUUCAUUCAAGCAAUCUGCUAUUACCUUGAAGGUCUCAUUCCUCGUCACUUACCGCCAGAUCAGAGCCCCAUGUGAAAUUAAGAUACAGUGAGACCUCGGGUUAAGUACUUAAUUCAUUCCGGAGGUCCGUUCUUAACCUGAAACUGUUCUUAGCCUGAAGCACCACUUUAGCUAAUGGGGCCUCCCGCUGCCACCGCGCCGCCGGAGCACGAUUUCUGUUCUCAUCCUGAAGCAAAGAUCUUAACCCGAGGUACUAUUUCUGGGUUAGCGGAGUCUGUAACCUGAAGCAUAUGUAACCCGAGGUACCACUGUAUUUUUUUUACCCCAACGUGCAUCACCCUACCCUGUUUACAUUGAACUGCACUUGCCAUUUUACCACCAAUUCAUUCAGUUUUGGAGGGGUCCUUCUGGAGUUAUUCAAACUCUCUUUUUGUUUUAAUGACACUGAACAAUUUUGUAUCAUCAGCAAACGGGGCCACUUCACUGCACACCCCUAAACCUACGAUAUAUCAUUUAUGAACUAAUUAAAAACACAGGUCCCAGUACCAAUUUCUUGGGGAACUCCAUGUUUGCAUUUCUCUCCAUCUGGAAAACUGAUCACUUAUUUCUCUCUGCUUACUUCUGCUUAACCCAUUUCUGAUCCACAAGACGAGCUUUCCUCUUAUUCCAUGACUGCUAAGCUUACUCAGGAGUCUUUAGUGAGGUACUUUGCUGAAAGCUGUUUGAAAGUCAAAGUAUGUCAUUUGGCUCAACUCAAGCUAUAUGCGUGUUGACACUGUCAAAUACCUAAUAGAUUUGUGAAACAAGAUUUGACCUUGCAGAAGCCAUGCUAACUCUACUUCAGCAAGUCUUGUUCUUCUAAUGCUUGUUUAUUUUUGUAUCUUUAACAAUACCAUCCUAAAGGUAAAGGCAAAGACCAUUAGGUCCAGUCGUGACCGACUCUAGGGUUGCGUGCUCACACUCAUCUCGCUCUAUAGGCCGAGGGAGCCAGCGUUUGUCCGCAGACAGCUUCUGGGUCAUGUGGCCAGCAUGACUAAGCCGCUUCUGGCGAACCAGAGCAGCACAUGGAAAUGCCGUUUACCGUCCCGCUGGAGUGGUACCUAUUUAUCUACUUGCACUUUGACGUGCUUUUGAACUGCUAGGUUGGCAGGAGCAGGGACCAAACAAUGGGGGCUCACCCCAUCACAGGGAUUCGAACCGCCAACCUUCUGAUCGGCAAGUCCUGGGCUCUGUGGUUUCACCCACAGCGCCACCCACGUCCCUAAUACCAUCCUAAUACCAUCCUAUGUCAAUACUAAACCUUGAUCACCAGAGGGUCACCAUUAUCCUCAUUGUAACAGGCAUUUCUGAUGGAGUAGUUUACACUGAUUAGUGAGUCUGAUCUUAUCAUAGCAUAUGUAAUUCUAAAAGGAUUGUGUUAUUACCUUGCUUUCGUUAUAGAAAUAAUGCAAAAUAAAUGCAACUGCUGUUAAUGAAAAUAUAAGCUUUGGAGACAAAUUACAUGAAAUCCUAAAUAAAGAUUUAAGUAUUGAAAUUGAAGAGGCAGGCCUUUCAAAUUUUCCACUCUAGUUAAUAUGAUUUCUUCAGGUAAAUUAGCUUGAAGCGUUAAGAACAUCCCUGUUUUACUACAAAUCAUUAUUUCAAUUUGAUGCAAAAUGUCAUGGAGAUUUCUAGUUUCAAGAUCACAUAUUAAUAUGACUCAGUAGAAAUGUACACAGUAAGCUUUGUGCUUUCUGGUGUUUUCAAAUUCAAUUAUAAUCAAACAGCCCUAAAAAGAGACUUCUUUCCUAGUGUAGAUUUUUAUUACCAAAUGUGAAAGAUUCUUAUGAUUCAAAGAAUACAAACGCGAAAUUUUACUUGAAAUAAAAUGUUUCCUAGUGUUAGUAGGGCAGCCUUUCCUCUCGGUUUGCAUAUCUGCUUGGCAGGAGUGGUUGGUAAUUGGGGCACAGAUAAUAAUGACUUGCUUCUAGCAGGCAGCUAUGCUAACAGGAAGUGAGGGAUGAAAUGUGAGAAACCUGAGGAACUUCCUGCAAGGCCUCAGGAACUCUUGAAAUGGUUCAGAGCAACCUUCUCCAACCUUGUUCCCUCGCUUGGUGAAUCAUUCUCAUUGUGCAAUUAUUUGGCUGAAUGUCACCCAGUACCUCACAAAAUAUUGCCUCUGAAGGUGAAGAUUUCGUUUAACUGUACUUCAUACCAUCCUUUCUAUUCCUUCCCGGGUGGCUCCUUCUGUAGCCAAAAGCACAAGCCAUACACAAGAGCAAGGUACAGAAGUGCAGAAAAACUUGAGAAAACAAAUUAGGAAGGUAAACACACAGAAAGCCCAGCAAGGACAUAACAUGCUCAAUGGUCAUGGAAUGUUGCCUGGCUUUGAGGAAAAAACAAUGUACAUAUCACAUCUGUUAAAAAAGAAUGGCUGGAAUGUAUUACGGCAGUAACAACACAAACAUUUGAAUGUACGACGGCAUCAGAAAAGUGACGUACAGAAGUAGUUCGCUGCUGACUGCUAAAUUCUGAUAUCCUGCCAUGGUACUCUUUGAGGUACAAGGACAGGCAGUGCCAGGGUGGAUCUACACAGAGGGGGAAAACCCCGCUAUAAAUAAGUCAGAAAUUAAUUCGUUAUAACAAAAGAAAAAAAGUUAUGUGAAAAUUGCAUAGAAAUUUUAUUUUGCUCUCUGGCGCUUUCUGGUGUUGCAUGUUUAUAAUAUAUCCAAAGCUUUUUUCUUUUUCUUUUUUUACUAAUGUAGCUGAGUUCCCAGAGUGAAAAGUAGGCACAAACAUUGUCCUUGCUUUCGAUCCAUAUUAUAUCAUGGCAGACAUAAAUUUAUUUUGGAUAUUUUAACUGAUGAAGAGAGACAUUUUCAAUACUGUUCCAAAUGUAUUUUAUUGUCUUACAGGACAAAGUGGAUCUUGGCGAGUUGAUGUUUUCACUUUGCUAUCUUCCAACUGCUGGUAGACUAACUAUUACUAUAAUAAAAGCUAGAAAUUUGAAGGCCAUGGACAUAACAGGAGCAUCAGGUAGGAAUGUUUUUUCAUUCCAGUUUUAAUGUACUAUUUAGAAAGUAAUCAUACAAGUUUAGCAUAUGCCCAUCCUAGCAUACUCUUUCCUUUGCAGUAGUUUGCUGGAGGGGGAAAGUACACUUGCUCCUGAACCGUUUCAUCAGUAUUUUUCUGUACCGAGGUAGUGGAAUAUCCUAGAGGCACAUUCCUUGCAAAAAUGUGCAAGGGGUCUGCAGUGAUCCUCUUUUAAAACAUUGUCAGCAGUACUUUGUUACACAAUUAAUCAAAAGUAUAGCCAGGCAUCAGGGAUAAAAUAACUCUGCAGAGUAGAAAUACAUCCCAAACCAACCUGAAAUUGCAGGUAAGACACGCUCUCCACCCAUUACCAAACUACAUGGCUGUUUUAACUGGGGUAGAAAAACCACCCCAGUUUAUUUCCAAUGCUUCUUGCAAGCAGUUGAGUUGGAGGGGCCACACACUGUCAUCAUAUGUACUGAAGAAGGGGAAAACUGUGAUUCUGCCAUCCACUUUGCACCAUGAUACGGUGGUCAACAGAGGGCAGAAAAACUAGACGUCAUCCUGCAGUACAGUGCCACUACUGGUUUUGAUCAUCUCAUUUUGGGUUGUAGGUGUGGCAUAUUUUAUUGCAUAUUUCUAGUCCUUUAACAAAUUCUGUAUUUCAAAUCAACCCUAGUUUUUAAAUGGAGAUCCUAUUGGGGUAUAAAUCUUCCCCCAUGAAUGAUUAGUGUCAUCUAAGACACAACGGAGAGCGAGGUUAUUAACUGUAGAACAUUACUUUUAUUUAAAAUACAGAUGACAAGAUUAUAAGGAAAAGGUAUCAGAGAAACAAAUUUGGUGUGUUAUUGCUUAAAACUUGUGAUUAUUUUGAAAUAAACCAGUAUGUUUGUUAUGUCCUUCACACAGAUCCCUACGUGAAGGUUUCACUAAUGUGUGAAGGGAGACGAUUGAAGAAGAGGAAGACUUCCACUAAGAGGAACACCCUUAAUCCUGUUUAUAAUGAAGCCAUAGUCUUUGAUGUCCCUCCAGAAAACAUUGACCAAAUUAACUUGUUUAUAGCCGUUAUGGAUUAUGACCGGUGAGAUAUCUGGACGUCUCUUCAGACUAGUGACCUAAUUGAAUCAAAUGACAGUAGUUGGUUUUGUCUUCUCACUGAGACCUCUUUAAACUGCCAGAGAGGAGAAACAAGAUCUCCCUUUGACAAAAGAGCUGGGGAUGAAUGAAUGGCAGCAGGGAAAUGGAUUUGGGUGGAUUUAGAAUGAGUGAUGGACAGAGAGUGUAGGCAGUGCCGGAUUUACUUAUAAGCUAAACAAGCUAUAGCUUAGUGCCCCACUUUCUUGGGGGCCCCCAAAAAAAAUUAAAGGAAAAAAACACUUGGAUGUACAUUUCCAAAAUAUAAUAUACUUCUUCUUAAUUGUAUUUCAGUUCAACAAUUACUUUGAUAAAAUACAUAUUUUGUUAUGUGCAAAUGGCUUUAGAUACCUAUUAGGGCCAUAAAUUAGCAUAUAGCAUAUAUUCAACACAAAAAACAUCAACAAUUUGUUGUUGACAAAGGAUAGCUGGACAUAUAAAGGGCCCCAUUACCUUCAGUAGCUUAGGGCCUCAUCAAACCUAAAUCCGGCCCUGAGUGUAGGUUGGGAAAAGACCAUGUGGCUGUGAAAGUUAGAGAGAACAAAGAAGAUGUGGGAUGAGGGAGAUAUUGAAUUAUAUAUUUAAAAGAAUUAGGAUAGCUUAAGAUAGCCAUGCUAAGUCGGGAAACUGGAACUGUUCAGAUUCUGUAUAUAAAGACUGCUUGUUCUGCAUGUUAUGUUCCUUAAAUCACAUCUGGGUGGAUUCCCAGAUAAAUAUGUUUCAUCCCAUGCAUUUGGUGUAUGCCAGUAGGUGAUGGCAGCAGGUAUUUUGAGAGAGAUCCGGACUCAGUACAGCAGCUGUGGAACUGACUUUAGUGACCAUUUGGAGGUAGACCCUUGUGAGGGACUGCCGGGAGUGUCACACUCCCCAACUCCUCCUUUACUGGAGUACUUAAAAAUAUUGGAGUUACGGACCAGUUAAAAUAGGUGAUAGCCUAAGAACUUGUACACAUCAUAGGCUGUACUCUGGAUCUGCUCAUUGGUGAGAUUUCCAAGGCUUUGUGGACUGGAAAAUCAGUUAACAUUGGGCAAGUCAUCUUUCUCCUCCUUUGCCUCAGUUUGUGUGUGCUUUUUGCCUCAUGUGAUGGGGAACCUUCCUGGUAGGCUGGAGGUAUGAUAUCUUUAAUGGCACCUCCAGGCUAGGGAUACCCAGAACCCAGUAUAGAUCUAGAUGCAGUAGCAAGGGAGAGGUGUAGGCUAGCACACACAUAAUAUUCCUUUCUGGCUUCACCCAACAGAAGCUGCUUUGGUGGGUCCACACUGCCAACAUGUUCCCUAGAAUUAGUGAAAAUGUUGCGAGUAUGAACAGUAAAUGGGACUUUUAAAAUGUCAUUAUACCUUUACAUGGGUCUCCGCCUGCUCUAAUUUAUAUACAAGAAGUAAACUUCCAUUCCCUGAAGACCAAAAUACACAUGCCGCUAAAUAGGUAUAUGCCUCUCACGUGAAGGUUUUUUUAAAACAACAACAACUGUAAAUUGCAUCAGCUAAGGGAGGGUGAUAAUUAAUGGGAUCAGAACAAACAGGGGUGUGGGUGUGUUUAUUUAACCCUUUCCUCCCCUGAUAUGGAGUGAGGAAUUUUCUGUGCAAAUUUCCUCUUCAUGCUUGCUCAGAUCCCAUUAGCAUUAAGUGCAAAAAAGAUACAUUUAAAGCCAUGUCAACUUGAGUCCUUAGAUGUGUUUCCAAAUGCUCACCCUUGCUCAGAGAGGGUUUGAAUUACACGGUUCCUGGAUGUGAAAUUUUAAGAAAUAAAUAUUAUUGAACAUUUUCACAGUGUAGGUCACAAUGAGGUCAUUGGAGUCUGUCAAGUAGGCAACGAUGCGGAAAGCCUUGGGCGAGACCACUGGAAUGAAAUGCUCUCCUACCCUCGGAAGCCCAUCGCUCACUGGCAUUUGCUUGCAGAGGUAAGACUCCUUCACCUGACACACUGCCUUUUCUAUUAUGCUAGAAGCUCUUAAAAUGACCCUAGUGCUGGAGAAAACACCUUUCCCCCCCUCUUCAAACAAGAAUCCAUAUGCUUAGACUAAAUCCUUUUAAGACACAUCGGAAUCCGGAAGCUUAAAGCAAGACUGAUGUAGAGAUCAAGCGAAAUCUGAUCCUGAGAGAUUUUAUUUUUAGUGCAAUGUGAAAAUACUUCCAACUUAAAGGUAAAUCCAUAUAUCAUGCAUAUGUGGAUUUUUAUAAUAUCUAAAACUUUGGGUACAUACACUAGUACAUCCUUGUGUACUGGAUUACGUCUGUCUUUUACAGAUGGUGGUGUCCACUGGAUUACACAUAUGAAGAAACCACUAACAGGGUUUAUGGUUAUGUUUAUAUACAAGACAGAAAUAAUGAUUUAUUAUCUGGUAAUAAUGUAAGUCCACAGCAGUGUCCAGAGGGAUCUCAAAUUAUGUUGGAAUUAAAAAUGUCCUCAGAGUUCAGGACAUGCAGUCGAAAGCUCUCCUCAAGUUACAAUUAGAUUCCUGUGUUUCUUUUGUCUUCAUUUAGGGCCCUAUUCCACAGAAAUGUUAUGCGGGCCUUCUGCGCAUGGAUGGCUGCCGAAGAGGCUUCCUCACUCUUUUAACCUAUUCAGCAGAAAUUUGGCAUUCCUGUUGAACCCUUUCUUAGCCAUUUUCUCAGGGGCCAUUCCGCAGAGUGUCCAAAGGGGUAAAGACAUCCCUUCAAUUCCAUUAUUUAACCCUCACCCGCUUUCCCAACCCCAGAAUACAUUAAUCCCAAACCACAAGAUGCAAAACUUCUGUUUGUUAGAUGGAAAUGUACUUUUGUUUCUGAAGCUUUCUGUAGUUUUGAUUCUAACAUAGAUACCCAUGUCUAUCUGUAACACCCAUAUUGUCAUCUAUACUCCUUAAAUGAAUUGCAUUGUUAGUCGUGUUGUUUCAACCCACAUAAUGCAUUUUUUGAGAUGCAUGGAAAAUAAAACAUUUUAUUAUGAUAAGUAUUGUCAUAGGUGGAAAAAAAUGGAAUUCAUUUGUUUUACAUACCUAACCCCACUUUAUAUACCUAACCCCAUUAGGUCAGUGGUCAAACUAUUAGUAGACAGUUUUUGUUUUCAUAAUGUAUGGAUUACAAUACAAUAGUGAUACGGAAGUUCCAGUAAGUUGUGUGUCAUAUCCCUUUUAACCAUCAGUGGCAACUGCCCCCACAAAACCGAGAGAGCAGUACUGUGCCUUUGUGAUUGACUGCACCAUAGAUUUAAAAAAUAACACAGGGGCUUACUACACUACCCAAAACCGAAAGAGAAUGUGUCUCAAGGUUCUGAAGAAAUAUAUAAUUGUGUGUUUGUGUGUCUUAUUAAUUUUAAAAUGUAGUUGUACAGUAGGAAAAAAUAAGGGGGGAAAUCAUUAAAGUACAAUUGAACAAAGACAGAUCUCAUAUCGUUUUUUCUGUAGAACAAGAUAGAUAGAUGAGGUAUAAGACCAGGAUGCAGAAUUCAGAAGAAAAACAGGAACCUUCACAGACACUUUCCAAAAAUCAGGAUCAUGUGGAGCAGAGGGCUGGAACCCUUUGGAGGUGGAAUUACUAAAAGUCAGAAAUGGAAACCACACAUUUGUAAACACGUCCGGUGUAGCUUGGCCUUUGAGCACAUUUCAGAACAGCCCAACGUGUUUUGGCCAAUGACUGUUUAAAGGUCUUCUUCAAGGGCUACAAAAACAUAAUAAUACACCACAUGAAUAAAAAAUGGAGUGCAUAUUGAAGCUAGAGACUUUGGUGACACGUGGGCUUAAAGAAGUAUUGGAUUUCCUUCCACACUUGGAGACAUGCCCCUGGGGUUGUUGUUGUUUUUUUUUGCACUGUCAUGUUUAGAAAUGAAAGUCCUUGAUAUUUUUAUCACAAAUUAACAACACCUGUGUGUGAUUCAUUUGAAAAUACGCCAUUUGCUGCCUUCAGACAACAAUUCCAGUUGCCAGUUAAUGUGAGCAGAGAUAUGGGCAGGCCAUUUGUCAAUUUAAGUAAGUAUACAUAGGCUCAUACACAAUUUGUAUAUGUUCUUACAGCCCCUGAAGAAGUCGUCACUUGUUGUGUGGAACCUAUGGCCCUCCAGGUGUUACUGAACCAGAACUCCCAUCAGCCCCGGCAAGCACGGGCAAUGGCUAGGCAUGAUGGGGGUUGUAGUUCAACAGCAUCUGGAAGGCCAAAGGUUCUCCAUACCUUUGUAGGCCGAAAACACUUUGGGCUGUUGCGAAAAUAAAAUCCAUACAUUUCUUCAACGUCUUGAGAAACACUCUCUUUUGGUUUUGGGUUCAUUUUGGAUUCUCUCCACUUUUUGCAUUUCUUUUUCACUACAGUACAACAAAACUACAAGCUACUCCCACCCAUAGCAUUUUGAGAAUUUGGGUCUUGUGGAAUGAGUCAUGCACUGAGUAGUUUUGACAAUUGGAAACCACCCAAGUACAAUUAAAGAAACAAAUAUAAGAGUUAGAUUAAAAAGAAUAGAUAACAAUAUUAGGCCUAUUCUAGUGAUUUAAAAACAUUUGGUGAGAAAGCCUGUGGACUUCACUCUUCUCCAGGCACGCGUUCAAAUUGAAAGCAAAUAAAGUAGGUUUGUGGUACGGCCAGACUUGUUGAUUUUAUGACAUGGUAGUCUUUUAGCAAGUUUUGCUAUUUAGAUUACAAUUUGUUUGGCCUAAUUCAAAUUUGUUAUAUUUGCUUUGCAGCUCUGAUCCUAAAUGGUUUGAAAAAUCUGAGCCCCCGGUCAUCUCCCUUUGGGGAAGGCCGAAUAAACUGUAGUCCAAUUAGCAAAUCUUGGAGAGAGACUUUCAACACAGCAGCAACACCUCAUCUGGAGAAAAACAAACAAACAAACAAACAAACCACUAAAGCACUUUUUACAUGGUAUGCAGAGAUUGUUAUAAACCAAAAUGUGAAAUGACUAUCACACCCUUAAUGGAAAAUACGUAGACCAAUACAUCUUUGUUACCUUUCUUGAGGGUGAGGAGUUGGGUAUUUUUGUCAAUCUGAAAAGCCAGUGCAUAGAAUGUUCAAUAUUAAUAAUGGGCAUCACUAAGUAAAAAAGAAAAAUCAAAAAUACAGUUGUAAGCCACAGUCAUUCUGCUAUCAGGAGCACUGUCUAGUAAUUAAAAAACUUAGAUGAAACAUUUAUAUUCUGUUUGUGAAUCCAUAUUAAGUUGUCAAAUAACUGUUCCAAGUUUGUAGAAUAAAUCAUUUCCAUAAGUAUCACUUAAUCUUGUCCUGCUAACCAUAUAUACUUCAAGUUGGCAUCUGCAAUGUAUUAUUAUUUAAAUCUUGCAUAGUAAUAUAAUAGAAUUCGGAUUUUUGGGUUGGGUUCAAUUCGGCCUUCCUUUUCAGAUUGGACCAAAACAGUCCUGGGAUGUUGGGGAUCUGGGGAUCUGUAUGUUUCUUGCUUUCUGGCAUGGGUACAACUGUGCAUGCUUGCAAAAGCAUCCAAGUCUGAAACAUGAAUUACUCCAAGCCUUUCCUAUCACCUACUGUUGCCUUGUUUUCUUUGGUAAAAAUGCCAACAGCAGAAGAGUUUGUAGCUCUUUCCUAGCCCACUACCUUCCUGAUGGUAUCAUGAGGAUUUCCACACAGCACACGUGAAGCCGCAUACUCCAAAUUAGUACAUUUUAAUGAAGCCCCUUCUAAAACAGGAAUAGUUAAGAACAAUAAAAGCAGUAAGAUUUGCAAAUUAAUUUUACUCCCAUCGUUUCCUCUAGCUAUAUAUUUUUUCCUGAUAAGAGAAGAAAAUAAUGGCAAUUAUAGAAAAUUCAAAGUUUCCAAUAUGAUACUGGACAAGGUUCAAAGUUCUUGCAUGCACAGAAUGAGGACUGAUCACAGAAUGGGACUUUCCCCCUUCUCCUCACCCCCAUGGACCUCCUAAAUUUGCUCUGGAGGAUUGAGGAACCUCCAGAACAAUAUUAGGGCACAGGGGAGGAGAUGGGGGGCAGUCCCACUGUGUGAGCUGGCCUCAUUCCCCACUUGUCUACCCCACUUAGCACCACCUUGAAUUCCACCCAUUGGAUGGAAUUAGAUAUCUAUGCAAUUGGUUCCUUUUACAGCAGGCCAUAUGAAAUACAGAAACUGUAACAGAUUAUGCUGAAAUGCAUUGCAGUUUAAAGCAAACUAAAGGAGCAUUUUUUGUUAUGCCAUAUUCAGGCGCAGAAUCUAGGAUCAUAAGUCACAGAUACAUUUUUUAAAAGAUGAAUUCAUGCAUCAUGUAGCCCCCUCAUAGCCCUCAAGUACAGAACAGACUAUAUCCAUCCUGUGACAGUUUCACAUAUAUGGAAUGGGUCUGUGUAUCAUUUACAUAUAGGUGUUUGCUUUCUUUUAAGGGAACCCUAAUAAAUAUAUAUGUGCUUACAAGGUAGUCAGAUGGCUUCUUUCUUUCUUUUUUAACAUUUUACAGCUCCCGAGAGCAGGAAGCAAGUCCCUCGUGGCCACACAGGUAAAAAUGUUUACACAGAAAAAGAUAGCUGGGGGCAGCCAACUUUUUCUAUGUACAACUCCCCAGGAAGGGACUGCAUGGUAUGGUGUACAGUCACUUCUUGGGAGCAUUUUUAAAGACUUUUUAACCUGCACAGCCACAGUGGACUUAAUAGCUGAUCAAAGCAGCUGUAAAAGGUUUAAAAAGAAAGAAGGCAGCCCUCAGACCAUCUUGUAAGAACUGUUGCCAUAUCCAGGUGUGUAUCAGUUUGUAGAUUAUAUGGACAAUUACAUAGAUCUACAUUCUAAUCGACACAAGGGCUGGGGGGGGGUUUAUGGAAUGGUUAGGUUUGCUUUUAAAAAUCCAUAGCGAAUAAAGUUCCUCUCACCUUCCUGCUCCACCAUUUUUGAUGAACAUCUCAUUUUGGGAAUUUUCUGGCUCCCUCUGCUGCUACAUGUCAAAUUCCCAGGUGGAAAUACAGAACGCUUCUCCCUGUUGGGAUUACUUGAGAGGUAUAUUCAUUGUUCUUUGCAGAAGUAUUAACUGAAUGUGAGGACUAUAGUCACAGAAUUAAGCUGCACGGAGUGUCCCAUAAUAAUUAGCAUUGGUAAAUAUUACUUGAGCUUGUCCUCACACCUGGGAUCUCAGCCUACUUCCAUGUUAAAUUUAACGUUGACAUUAAUCAUGGAACGGUUUGGGACCCAAGACAGGAGUUCAGCCUUCAAAUCCUUUUUUUCCAUUUGCUGUGAGCAUGCAUAAAAGUCCUUAAAAGAGGGAUGAAUCAUGCCAUCAUUGAAAGCACUGGAGAUUAUAGCAGCACUUCUGAAAUAUUAGAGGGUAGGGAGAGACGGCAAGCCUACCUAAACUGCAGGAAACCAGGCUAAAGGAAUCAGUGGGAUACUUAUUUUGGAACUAUCUUUUUCUCAGUGCUCAGUAUUCAGGAACACUUAGAAGUACAGCCUUUUUAAUAUAUAUUUAUUAUGGCUAAUGAAUGGGGAAGGGAGAAAAGUUAAAAGUAGGCAUAACUUAAAUUGGACCAAAGCAGCCAGAAACGUCCUGAGUUAUCACAGUGUUCUUUCGUUCUGUCAAGAGCAAUGUACUAUAAAAUGACUGUACCUCAGAGUAAAAUUGGAAAAAUAAUGGCAGUGGUAUUCAUAAGGAAAGAAUUCUGCCAUAAAGUCCAUUUAAAAAAAAAUAAUAAUAGCUGCUUCUGUGAAAAACCACAACAGAAUAAUACUACAUACAAAAAAAAAAAGGGAAAGGGAGAGCAUUAACGUCUACUCUACUUUUGUUCCCCCCGUCAUUAAUAGUUGCUUCCUUCUUCAUAAUUGUGUUUUAUAGUGCACACACACAAAAAAAAACAGUUGAAAGAAAUAAGAUGUGCCAAACUGAGGUGUGAUAUUAAUGGAACUAUGCAUUCCGUGUGGUAUAUCUUCAAGCAUUGCAUUAAAAGGUUGUUUCUAAUACAGUGGGUUGGGCAAGGAACUGCAGCUGGAAGCAAGCCUGGGUCCUGCAAUUCUCUCAAAGGGCCUCCAUCUCCGUGAAGGGAAAUGAACUGUGUACAUCUAAAGGACUGUGAUGGGGCCGCACUCAAGAAGGAUGGGCAACAUGGAUGCACACCUCCACUGCUAAAUAAGCUAACAAAAACGACGCAGACAAGGCACGUAGAGAAGAUGGACUGUAAGCAUCCGGGCUCUUUUUUCCCUCUGUUUGUUUUCCAUUUCCUCACUGUUUCUGUUUUCCUUUGGCCGCUGCAGAGUGAAUACAGGUGGCUAACAAAUGGAAACACGCCACGGUGUGCUUGUAGCUGCUUGGAAAGCUGGCUGGCUUUCUCAUCUUGCCAGAUCAGGAGGCCUGUACCACCACACCUGAUCUGAGGAGGAGGGAGUGGUAGAAACCAUUGUGACGACAGCGCUCCUCAGGCAUUCUGCAUAGUCGUGAUGCACACACUUUGCUUCAUCACUUUCCACAUGAUGAUUUAAACAAGUGGGGAACCUCCAUGGAUAGAAGUAACUACCUGGCUCAUAAAUACAACAUCCAAUUCACCUUUGUGUGAACCACUAAAGAGGGCUGAUGUGGGAGGGUGAAACACAGCUAGCUUACUAAGUGGUUACAAGCACACCAGGAUGCAAAUCAGUGAUGGGGAGCCCUCAGCCUUCCAGAUGAUGUUGGGUGCCCAACUUCCAUCAUGCUCAAGGAUUGUGGGAGUUGUAGUCCAGCAAAAUCUGGAGGGCCUCGGGUUCUCCACCCCUGGUGCCCAGGCACGUGACUUGGUAAACAGUAAUUUGUAUUCACCGAUAAUUAUCUCUCAAAUUUGCAAUGUUUUGUUUGGUUGCAUGCUGGAUAGUCCUCCUCAUUUUUUUUUUCUUCUUAUUUUAGGCUCAUCACGAAAGUAUGUAAAGAGAUCUGUUGUAUUUAAAUAUGACUUUGCUUUGAUGACACACAGACAUUGUACUAUACUUUUAAUAUUUGUUGUUCAAUGAGUAGUCCUGGUACAUCUAUGUUCAGUGUCUAAUUUGGAGCGUAAACCCACAUCCUUGUCAAGGCUUUGUUAGUUUGGUGGACUUUUUUUCUCUUCGUUCGGUAGAGGUAAUGCAUGAUUGAUUUGCAGUAACAGUUUGAGGGGCG